Podarcis lilfordi (Lilford's wall lizard) is the source of this 84397-nucleotide messenger RNA. The record is from the annotation of a GenBank genome assembly. NCBI's taxonomy places the organism in Eukaryota, Metazoa, Chordata, Lepidosauria, Squamata, Lacertidae.
CUUCAGGUAGACAGUGUCAUCAUUAAUGAUCAUCAGUAGGUAACAGUGGCCAGCUUUGUUCUAAGAAGGCAGCAUCAACAAUCAGGCACAUUAGUCUCUCUCUGCCUCACUGAAGCUGGCAAAAGCACAAUGACCCCUCAUUUCUCUCUGAGGCAGUCAGAGGUCUUUGGGAAACAGCAGCUCUUACUUUCUUCUGUACUCCACCACAUUAGUAUUUCAUGUCUAAAACUAAGGAAGAGUCACAGGUAAGGCUGUUCCUGUUAUGUUUUCAGCACCUAUUGAAGACCUUCCAGGAGUCUUUUUAAGUGGAGAUUUUUAUCCCAUGCUGUAUCUGUAUGGGAUUUGAAAUUAUUUUUACAGUGGUGCCUUGCAAGACAAAAUUAAUCCGUUCCGCAAGUCUCUUCGUCUUGCGAAGCACGGCUAUUAGCGGCUUAGCGGCUAUUAGCGGCUUAGCGGCUAUUAACGGCUUAGCGGCUUUAAGAAAAAGGAAACAAACUCGCAAGAACUCGCAAGACGUUUCGUCUUGCGAAGCAAGCCCAUAGGGAAAUUCGUCUUGUGGAACGACUAAAAAAACGCAAAACCCUUUCGUCUAGCGAGUUUUUCGUCUUGCGAGGCAUUUGUCUUGCGGGGCACCACUGUACCUAUGAAAGUGCUUUUCAUCGUUAUAACUCUUUUUGUACAUGAAAUUGCGUAAUUCUUGUUAUCACUGACGUGGGAAGCAAUUUGGUAUUGGAAUUAAAUAUAUACAUUAGAGAGAGAGAGAGAGAGAGAGAGAGAGAGAGAGAAAUUGCCACCACAGGCACAUAACGUCAGUGGCUGGUGCAGAGAGAGUUGAAAGAAUGUACACAGGAGACUGGUAUUGGGCUGAAUUAGGCCAUAACUUUAUUGAUUACAGGAAAGAGUAGAUUUGGCUAAGGCUAAGGCUCGCCUGCUACCUAAUAGGAACCCAGUGAAGUUGACUCUGUACUGGGAGCCACCCCUGACAUGGAUUGGGUGUAAUGACCCUGCAUAGGCCGCCAUUGGGAGAGGUAUAUUGGCCCAUUGGUCCCUCUGUGGAAUCCCAGAAAGAUUCACUCCUCCUGAACCCCUCUAAUGGGGUACCCCCACAACUAAGGAUCCAGCCCAAUGCCUUAUCUGCUAUGAGGUAGGCAAAAACCUUCAAGCUGGCCAAUUUGCUUGCAGGGAAAAAAUCCUCACUGGUCCCAGAUACCAAGUAAACCAUAGUAAGGUGGACAUGCCAAAUUGCCAGCUCCCCACUAGGUGGACCUUUAAUAGUCUGGGUGGGUGGGUGGAAAAUCCUGCAACAGUCAGCAGACAGGGAGAGCUGCACUUGGCUGCUCUCUUAAAUAUGUCCCUACUUUGAUUGGCCUAGCGGCCAAGGAAUGGAAGGUCCAGCGCAGUCAAAGGUGGGUGGCACCAGGUGGCCAACAUCACACAAGAUGACGAUGGCCUCCCUGGACCAUCCACAGAUGUGCCAUAUUGUCAAAAUGAGUGGAGUUGGGAUGUGGUGUGAUUUGGGAAACAAAUGUUGGAAUGAACAAUCUGCCAGGCACUUUGCGCCCAGAAUCAGUGGCAGACAGGAUCUCAAAGCAAUCUUCCCUUAUAUUAAUAGCUUUCACCGUGUCCUCUUCUCAGCGCCCCUGAAUAUGAUUGCCAAGUUGUGGCACCCUUGAACAAAACCCAGUGGCAGGGUUUUGUCACGAAGUGUCACAGUGCUGCCUGAUGUGUUUGCAAUGCCAACUGGCCAGCAGGGACAUCAGGCAUCAGGGUUCUUGUUUUUCCUAUCCCCUCUGGCUUCAAUUGCUAUGUUGUUUUGUGUCCCAGCUUUACAGCAGCCAGUGUGAGACAAUGCGGAUGCUGAGGUUUGUUUGCUUUGUUUUUAUUUUAGUGAGUGUGCUGGAAAGGAAAUUGACUGAUUUUACAGAAACUACAUGCAUACCCCUAAUGACUGCUACAGAAUGCAGUUUUAAGUUUUGUAAGUCAUAAGUGCUUAAGGGUGAUCACGGCUGGCCCAGGACGUUUUUCUGCUAGAGGCAAAACACAAAAUGCCACUCCCGCCUCUGCUACAUGCCUGCAUGCCAAAUAACACCCACUGUACAUCUUUUUGGCAUGCGCCCACUGCUGCAUGCACACACAAACUGCCGCCUAGGCACAUGGUGGAGAAGGUGGUGGUGGCAAGUGGCAUGGAGACUGGAUCUGCUGUCCCACCAAGCUUUCUGGAGCCUGCUGCCCUGUGGCGACUGCCUCACCUUGCCUCAUGUGUGGGCCAGCCCUGAAGGUGAUCAUAGGAUCCAGAAUUUGUGUACUGUUAAAAAUGAAGAAAAAAAGUUACUUCCAGACUUUGGUAAUAAGCUUAUAUUUAUAGCCAAGAUCACAGAACAGUGCCUCUCCUCUCAUCACAUUAAGACAAGGAUCUGACCAAGUCUGUGGCUUUUUCUCAAAGUGGGAGGGGUUUCCGCCUUUGUUAUCUUUGAAACAUGUGUGCCAUUUACUGCGGCAGGCCAUUAGGUUUGAUGGACUUUUCUUUAUGAUGUUGUUCUGUGCGACUAUAGUUUUAAGUUUUGCAAUUAUUCAGCUUGCUUAAUUUAUCAGGUUGGUACAAUGUUCCACGUGGUUCAUAUCCCUAACGGCGCUUUUGCUACCACUGUGCCAUGGCACUUCGACAGCUAUUACCACCCAAUGCCUUUAGCUUUUCAGAGGGCUCAACCCAUCCCAAUACUCUGCUCAGGGAGGCCGCACCUUGCCGCCACCCUGCUCAAGAAGUCGAUGAGCCUCUCUCUGGUUCCUCUCCUCCGAUGAUGUCCCUCAAUGCUCUGGGGCUGACUGCGCGGCCGGCGGCAGCUCCGGCCCCUCUUUUGUUCUUCAUGAGCAGACCGGAGUGAAGCCUGCUCCAACUCAGUCUGCUCCAGUUGCUCUGCCCCCCAGGCCACUACACAUAGAUCAAAAUUUGAAUCUGGGUUUGGUGGGAACCCAGAAGGCCCCACCAUGGCCAGGGGAACGGAGCAAUGGUUGGCAAAACGGUGUGGCUGCAGGAGGAUGGGGAAGCCACGCACCGGGCCACAAAUGUCGCCCAUUGCUGAACUGGGUGAACUGCCAUUAAUGUCUUAGCAUGCAUGAUUAAACAGAGUAUGCAUUACAGUCCAGAUUUGUGGUGUCAGAUACCUGUUUCAGAUGCUUCAAACCAACACUGAUUCAAGUAGAACCAGAAAUGCAAAAAUGCCCUGAGAUGAAUGUGCAUAAUUAUGGGAACAGAACUCCUAGGCAACCAUUUUGAUAAAGAGACAAACAAUUUGCUAUAGACUAAAGAUGUACAAAAAUGCUCUAUAGGAACGAAUGUUUUGAAAUAAUACAGGCGGCCAAUGUUCUUGUGCAACCCAUUUAAAGCUCUGUAAUUAUGAUCAUAAAAUUGUUUGGAUAAUAGAACAUUUCGUUCUUCUGCUCUCUCAGCCUUUUCUGUGCUUUCACACAUCUUUCUCGUCGAACUCCUCUUUGAUGCAAAGAUUACAAAUGUAUUAUUUCCUCUUCAUAUUUGUUGUGUUAUUUCCAUUUGCAGUUGGCAACAUGGGACUCUGAGAAGGGGCUGAACGGCAGUCUGCAGGAACGGCGCUUGGGCAGUGACUUGCAAGGAUUAACACUGAAAGUGGUGACUGUCUUGGUAUGACCAUAUUUGAGUUGAGGAAGCAAAAUGCUCAAAAAUGUUACUUGCUAGUCUCUCUCUCUCUCUCUCUCUCUCUCUCUCUCUCUCUCUCCUUCCUUCCUUCCUUAACCCAUCGUUUAUCCCCCCCCCACACACACUUUAAAGGUUUUGUUCAGUUCUCUUGUCACCUGCAGCACAUGAAUGCUGCAUUAUGCAUGGUAUUGCCUAAUCAGGAAAACAACCAUGAGAAUUUCCAUUUUUGCAGAUUCUCCACUGCAAGGGCCAUGUAGAAUGUUAUGUCAAGGUAUCAAAAUGUUACUUAUGUGUUGCCUUUUUAUACCGCCUUUCUGCCAAGGCACCUAAGGUGAUUUGCAAUUUUAAAUACUUUUAAAAAAAGGUGCAUAGAAUAAAGAACAGGCCAUUGACAAUCAAUUCAUGAACACAGGAAACAGUCGGAACACUGAUCCAUCUAGCUCAUAAUUCUUUGUGGUCUCCCAUAUUCCAUUGCAGUACAGUAUGAUACUUAUGUAACACUUAGAGCUAAUAAAUAUAUACUAGUAGGGGGUGCCCCCCUGCUCACUUUGCUAGUUAUGCUUGCUCUCCCUGCCUCAAUUUUACAUUGCCCAGGAUUUCCCUCUCUUUGUUUAAGAUGGGAGAACUGGAGAUUCAAAACUCCCUCUCCUCUUAGCCCAACUCCACAUCACAAAACCUUUCCAUUCCACCCCAGGUUUAUCUCUAGCUGUCCACCCGUGGGAGGGGGGACUAUAUCUGUCCUCUACCUCCUUUGUCAUGUAGGGCAGAGUAGGAGUUGAGAUUCCUGUUAACUCUCAAGUGCCUCCCCACACAACUCUCCCAUGUUUACCUCAAGUUACCUCCCCCUUUUUUGCGCUUGUGUGGGUAAACCCCUACCGCCACACCUUCUAGGCUGGGGUCAAACCAAUCUCCCUCCCCACACUCUAAACUCCCUCAGCAGACCCAAAUCCUUAUCUCCCGCACCCAAGUUCCCACUCUUAAUUUAAAGCAGGGGUAGGCCUCUUCAUUCUUUUCAGUAAGCGCUUUCAUACCAGGCAGUAUGUUUGGGGAGUGGAUGAAAUAACGUGGACACGAGGAAGUUGCUUGAACAAACUUACCCCAGCAUUACCCUCCAUUUGGCUUCUCCUGCUUUUUCUUUUGCUUUGGGAGUCCAAGGUGGGAUGGUCAACAUUCCUUCACCUGGUAACUUAGCAACAGUGCUUAAGCUUCCUUAGCAAAGCUGCUGCCUGCCAAAGGUGCUGCCUGCCAUCUUAGAGUUGUCUCCAUGCUUUGUUUUAUAACUUCCUUUAGAAAUGUCCAUUGACAAUGAUAAUGAGGUUUUUUUAGAGGUGUGGGAUUCCACGCACACACUAAAAUGUUGCAGGGUGCUUUCUGACUUAUGGCUCAGAUUUUGAACUAAAUAAACUAAAAAGAGAAAGGCUGAUUUCCUAACCUACUGCAGCUCCGGAAAAAGAAAAACCUACAGUGUACUUGCAAAAACAGCACCUAGCUUAGAAGUUAUUUGCUGCGUUGAACAUUGUGACCUCAAUAUGUUAUUUUCUUUCUGUAUCAAAAGUGUAUGGGCAUGCCAGUUGCUUGUUUGUGAUGUCAAAUCCAAGUUGAAAAGAGACUCUAGUCUGCAAUAUGAUGUAUGCAAGCCCCCUCCACCUCGCAGCUUCAAUUCUUUUGCCCCCCCCUUUUGCUUUUGCUAUUCUCUAAGAUCACAGUGCAUUAAAGCAACUUAGAGUGCUUCAGUGAGAUCUUUAGGACACCCCCUCCCCCUGCAAUCUGUUAUUCACUUUCUCCCCUCCAGCUGUUAAGGGUCAUGAUCAGAUCUCCUGUCUGUCCAGGAGGUGAGCUGUUCUACCCCCGAGAAGAUGUCAGCAGCACUUUGCAUAGAUAGCCAAGAGCAACAGCAGUAAAAUCAGUUGGGCUGGCAUCCCCCUGGCAAGUGAGCGUGUAGUCUAUGUCAUAUUGAAACCAUCACCCUACAGGAUCCCCUGUCCUCUUGUGGUUUCCAAAGUGCAGUUCAUUAACUCUCAAAGUACCUCGGGGGGCCAGCCACUCUAAGAUUUAUUUUGGGGUUGGUUUAAAAUUAUGAAUAAUGUAAGAACGAGUAACAGAUUUCUCACUUUUAUCCUGGAAGUCUCUCCCCGCCCCCGCCCCCCUUGGAAAGUCAAUCCAAUAAAUGUGAAGCUAAAGUGCUGGAGGCUUGGCAACAUCACCAUUCUGGGUGCCAUUGAUACCGUGAGCUGGACUAUCUUUGAUUAAUCAUCUUUAAAUUUCCAUUUAAGCAUCAGCUUAAACCUUGCUUUGUUCUCAGGAAGAACCUUUUGUUAUGGUGGCUGAGAAUAUACUUGGACAGCCCAAGCGCUAUAAAGGCUUCUCCAUUGACGUCCUGGAUGCACUUUCGAAGAAUCUGGGCUUCAAGUAUGAGAUCUAUCAAUCUCCAGAUGGCAGAUACGGGCAACAGCUCCAUAACAGCUCGUGGAAUGGCAUGAUUGGAGAACUAAUUAACAAGGUAUAUAGGGCAGAAAGACUAUAUAUUCUAUGAACUGCCUUGAGACCGCCGGGUAUAGGGCCGUAUAUAAAUUCAACUAAUAAUAAUACAGUCAUACCUCAUGUUACGUUUACUUCAUGAUACGUUUGCUUCAUGAUUACUUCCGGGUUUCGCCACUUGUGCAUACUCAGACGCGCAAAAUGACGUCACGAGCAUGCGCAGAAACAGUGAAUCACAAUCUGCGCGUGUGCAGACGCACUGCUGCGGGUUGCGUUCUAUUCAUGUUGCGAAUGGCCUCUGGAACGGAUCCCAUUCACAACCAGAGGUACCAGUGUAAUAAUAAUAAUAAUAAUAAUUGUAGAACGAACUCAACAAGGCAAUCCUAUACCUGCCUAAUCCAUUAUACCUGCUUAAUGAGACUUACUCCCAGGUAAAUGGGUAUAGGAUUUGACCUAAAUUGAGGAUAUGUAACAUGUCAACUAGAGGGACGCGGGUGGCGCUGUUGUUAAAACCUCAGUGCCUAGGACUUGCCGAUCGCAUGGUCGGCGGUUCAAAUCCCCGCGGCGGGGUGCGCUCCCGUCGUUCGGUCCCAGCGCCUGCCAACCUAGCAGUUCGAAAGCACCCCCGGGUGCAAGUAGAUAAAUAGGGACCGCUUACCAGCGGGAAGGUAAACAGCGUUCCUUGGGCUGCGUUGGCUCGCCAGAUGCAGCUUGUCACGCUGGCCACGUGACCCGGAAGUGUCUGCGGACAGCGCUGGCUCCUGGCCUAUAGAGUGAGAUGAGCGCACAACCCUAGAGUCUGUCAAGACUGGCCCGUACGGGCAGGGGUACCUUUACCUUUACCUAACAUGUCAACUAUAUGGAGCCACUUUGCCGGCCUCAAAAUAUUGCCACUGUAAUAAUUACUGCAAUUAAAGACUAAUAUUUGGAAUAUUGCCUUUCUAACAUCAAAAUGUAGAUACUUGGGAUGUGCCAGAAAUCCUUGGAAGAUUUCAUUAGCCUUAUUGAAACAAUAUUGGCUUAUUUUGAAUAUCUCAGAUAUUUUACCUAACGAGAAACUUCCUAUCUGUUUCAAUUUAGCCUGUAAGUGAAAUCCUAGGAAUCUCUCCCUGUGAAAAUUUGCUAGAUUUGUCAACACACUUUUUUGGGUUUCCUCUUGAAAUUCUGCAAAUGUUUCACCUGAGGAGGAACUUGGAAUUGCACUUGAAUUUUCGUUUAUAGGAGAAAUCCAGUGGCCACUCUAAAACAGAUAACUUUGUGAAAUGGCUAAAGGAUGGAACUUACAAAUAGGGGUGUACAUUAUAUGCACACAACAGCAGACUACGAAUUCCCCUUACAUGCUUUAUGGCAUCCUUUCUGCUAUCGCUUUCUUACUAAAAGCCACUCCACCUUGAUUUCCAAGUGGGCUAGAUGCAUGCUUUUUAUAGUAAUGCUAUUUUAUAAUGAACAGUUGAGUGGUUUCCCAAAGAGCAAGUUAUAGUUUUGCCUUAAAGAGAGAGAGAGAGACUUUUAAAAUGUAGAAAAUGGAAAACACAUCUCAAAGUGAUUGAGUCGCAACUGAUUUGGGGGCACUUGUGUUCACUUGGAUUAAGUGAAUGCUGCUUAAAGCAAAGCGGAACAGAUUUCACCAUUUAAUCCUUAGGAGCACAGAUGCUGGAAUAUAUUUUGUAGGAAACAUCACUUCAUUUCUGACUGAGGUUGAACAUUGUCAUAGCGAUAGAAUGAAAUCUUAGGCAUUUAUAUUCAAUGGUGUGGCCUUUUCCAAAUACCUUUGCUCUAUUGCGUUAUACUGUAUUGCUUGUCACCUAGUAUUUCUGCUCAGAGAAAGUUUAAGAUGCAAAUGAAAGCAAAACAUAACAUCAAAAAACUGUUAUGGCUAUAAUGCUGUAGAGGAAUAUCCUUAACCUUAUCACUAUUUCAAAGCAUCUCGGUAGUGGCACCCGCCCUGUGGAACGCCCUCCCAUCAGAUGUCAAGGAAAUAAACAACUAUCCGAGACAUCUGAAGGCAGCCCUGUUUAGGGAAGUUUUUAAUGUUUGAAGUUUUUAAUGUUCUGUUGAAAGCCACCCAGAGUGGCUGGGAAAACCCAGCCAGAUGGGCGGAGUAGAAAUAAAUUAUUAUUAUUAUUAUUAUUAUUAUUAUUAUUAUUAUUAUUAUCCUGGAUGUUCAUGUCACCUUCUUUGUUUGUUGCUUUGAAAUAACACACUCAGUCCUCAGAAAAUCAGUCUGCUUUGGGAGCGUUUCAGGAUAGGCUGCUUUGCGCAUGUGAAAAAAGCUACACAUGAGCAGGGCUGAGCAUGCAAAGCUCCACCUCCAAGUUGUAGAGCAGCCUUUCUCAACCCUCAACAAGAGUUUCCCAAACUUGGGCCUCCUGCUGUUUUUGGACCACAGUUCUCAUAAUCCCUGACCACUGAUCCUGCUAGCUAGGGAUGUUGGGAGUUGUAGUCCAACAACAUCCGGGAACCCAAGAUUGAGAAAGGCUGUUGUAUAGGGAGAAGCUGUGUAGUGGAAGGCCUCGGAGAAGCACCCUGCUUUAGUCCAUCACCUUCCACAAAUGGAAGUGGGAGCGGGUAUAGAGCUCCUAUGCAAAUCCCACACACAGGCAGAAUGCCUGGGCAGGACUAUGGGGCUCCUCUUUUGAUCUGUCCAUUUCCUGCUAAGUCUUAAAGGGACACCAUCAGCAUGUUAUUCUUCACAGCAAAAUCGUUUUAGGAAUGCAAACUUCUCCACCUUGUUUCCAAUUGUUCAUUUCUAUUCAUCAUUGCAGCACAAUUCAUGCAUUGAUGUAGGGUACAGUGCGUACAAAAACAAGUUAGCACAUAAGAUGAAUAGUUCGUACAGUGAGUUGUAUGCAGUAAUAAGCAAUCACCAGCACCCUAUGCUUUCUUCUUCAUGAUGGUUCAGUGAAAUGUUUUGCACAUCUAGAGUGGUUUUGGAAUUGUAUUUUUCAAAGAGCAGCCCCACAUAUGCCGCAGAUGGGAAGGUAUUUGUGGACAAGGUGGAGACUUUCCAAAGGAGCUUUGUUAUGACAUAGGCUGACCUACCGUUUCACUUGAAGCAGUCAAUAGUCGCAGUUCCACUCAGCACAUCCAAGCCUUUUGAAUCCCAGACCUUGGGUACUGAAAUUUAUUUGAAUGGAUAAGGGUCCUGCAAUUAUAGUUCAUUUGCAUACACAACAAAAUCAUGUUGUGCAUUCUCUCCCCCCCCUCCCCCCGGACUUUACCAUUUAGUCUGAAUGUUCUUCACAACGCCCUCUCCCCUACACAGAAAAGUAGCAUGCAAGAGAGAAAGGCUCCCAGUGGUAUUCUAGUUUUCUAUGGGUAGAAAAUCUGUUUCUUUCUUUCUUUGUUUUAUAAUGGUAGAACAUUGAAACCUUCACCUGCAUCCUAAGAAAGAAACAGGAGAAUUUCCACCCAAAGUUAACUAACUCGCUGCCCUCAUGCUAAGCAGGGCAUCACAUCUUUCCCCCACCAGAAUCUGUGUCCACACCAGUGAUAAUGUCCCCAGCCCUUCUUCAUUCUGAAGGACUUAAAAUAUACAGAGGCCAGCGCCAGUCCAAUAUGUUUUGUUGCCUGAAGCGGAGCUCAGAUGGCAUCCCCUCCUUGCUUUAAAAAGCCUUACGGCACCAUUUAGACACCAGUUCAUCUAUUCCCAGCUCUGUGGUGCUUCCUGACACCAGUCAGGCAUGCAGCAUGGCAGGGCUAAAUAUGCAAUUUUUUUUCCUUUUUACAAAUAGCCAGAGUGGAUUGCUGCAUCUAGUCCUGGUCUUUGGUGGAGUGGGGCUUGUUUUCCCCCCUCUCCGCCAUAACUUUUUCGGAGCAGAACCUAGCAGUUUUUCUCCCUCCUUCCCACCUUUCCUUUGCUGAUGAAUGGCAAACAGUUCCGCUGGACCAGGAAAGGCUCUGACCAUUGUUUCUGUUCCCUUUGCAGAGAGCUGACUUGGCCAUCUCCGCCAUCACUAUCACACCAGAACGGGAGAGUGUUGUAGACUUCAGCAAGCGCUAUAUGGAUUAUUCUGUAGGAAUCCUGAUCAAGAAACCAGAAGAGAAGAUCAACAUCUUUUCUCUCUUUGCCCCCUUUGAUUUUGCGGUGUGGGCUUGCAUCGCUGCGGCCAUCCCUGUUGUUGGCGUCCUGAUAUUUGUGCUGAACCGAAUCCAAGCAGUAAGAGCCCAGAACUCUUCUCAGUCCACUGCCUCCGCUUCCUCCACACUUCACAGUGCCAUUUGGAUUGUGUACGGGGCCUUUGUUCAGCAAGGUACUUGGUCAAGUAUUUUUCUGUCUGACAAAAAACCCACAGUACUGAUGGCUAUUCACUACUUUUCAGUCUCAGCACAAAAGGGUAGGCCGUGGACUAACCUUUCGCAAAUAACUGCUUGAAGGGUACAUUACAGAACUUGUUCUGCUACUGACAAUACGCUUUGAGUUGACAUAGCGUGAUUUCACAGUGCACAAAACAUGUAUAUUUCUGUACUCCGAGCUGCUUGUUAAAGUCUCAUUUUCAGUUGUUAUUUUAUUUCUCCCUCACACUUUAAAAGUAGUAUUCUAGGGCAGUGAUACACAAAACACUAUGUUGGUCUUUUAAGCUGACCCCAAAUAAUCCGUUUGUGCCAAAUUAUAUACUUGUGAGUGAACAAGACAUGAUUUUAUUAUUCUUUAUUAAAUUUCUAUACCGCCCUUUGCAGGGUGGUUUACAGUAUACCCCCACAUAUAAAUUAUUCUACUUUUGAAAACACCCAUAUACAUAUGUUUUGUUUGUUAUUUUAGGACAUUAGGAGGGUAGUAUUUUAUGGCUUAUGUAAAUGUGCUGAAGUUUCCCCCCACUAUAUAUAUUUAUAUUUAUAGCAAAUUGUUGUAGUAUUUAUGCUUUGUGGCUAUAAAAAAAAGCCUUAAGUGCCAUUAGUCUUAAGUGCAGGGUGAACUUUUUGAAAAGUGACUGGAGUAAAAAUUACUCACUGCGGUCAAGAGCUGCUAACUGUAGCUCCAGUUGAUGUGCAUUGCCCUAUAAAAGCUAGCUGAGCCUCUGAAAUAAAUUUUCUGAUACAAGGUCUGUCUCAAACGCACAAGCUACCUUGCCUCUUUGAGCCAAGCUACUGGAGCAGAAGAAUCCCCAACAGCGCUCACAUAUGUUAUGCAUAUACAACCCAGGUUUCCUAAAGUAACCAGCACAUAAACAGAUACAUACAGAAAUGCGUGUACCUCUGAAAUAACAUGUACGUCUUAAUACAGUUACAUAAUUAUGCUGCAAAAAUGUAGAUGACUAUGAAUGAGCUGCUGAGGUAUUAGAGGGCACUCAGUAAAAUAGGCAGUCCGAUGUAAACAAGACGCGGUCAGAGUGAAACUGCCAGAUUCGGCGUAUAAAUCUGUUUAAUUCUUCCUCCAUCCCUGUUUUGAACAUGCGGAAAAUUCUCACCACAUUAUUUUGUUGUUCUCAUAGCUAAGCUCUGUAUGUAACUCUGACAUGAGAGCCAGUGUGGUGUAGUGGUUAAGAGCGGUAGUCUUGUAAUCUGGGGAACCGGGUUCGCGUCUCUGCUCCUCCACAUGCAGCUGCUGGGUGACCUUGGGCCAGUCACACUUCUUUGAAGUCUCUCAGCCCCACUCACCUCACAGAGUGUUUGUUGUGGGGGAGGAAGGGAAAGGAGAAUGUUAGCCGCUUUGAGACUCCUUAAAGGGAGUGAAAGGCGGGAUAUCAAAUCCAAACUCUCUUCUUCUUAGUGACUGAAAGAACAGAGGUUAAAGGGCAAGAGGAAUUUUCCAUGGAGUGCAGGGUCCACUGUGGCAUUCAACACUAAAAGGACGUCCCUCCCUAACUGCUGCACUCUUUUUGCAGUGUCCGUAUUAUACCUAUUUUCAGCCUGUGCUCCUACUGGGAGGAGAGUUGCGUAGUUCAAUGCAUGCUGUAGCCAGCAGCAUCUCAUCAUACAGUGAAGCAGACUCCUAAGAAUGUAAACGCUCCGUCACUGGAUCGGAUCAAAUUGCAUUUAGCCCAAAUAGACGCCUCUAGAAAUGCAAAAAGUCGGGCAAUAAAUAAAGACAACAAUGGUCCUACCCUGCCUAGGGUCUGGUAAAAAAUAAUGUGAAGAGUAGAUUAGAGCUUGUUCCAUUAUUCCUUAACCUUCCACAAGUUAAUAGGAAUGAUCCAGCUACAUAUAAACAUCUUCUGGCCCUUUAAUUUCAAAGUUAGAGAUAAGCUAAUCUGUAACCAAAACAAAUAGAAUUGUAGAGACCUUCUUCUUCUUUUCUAGAUUAUUCCCGAAUGUGCUCUUUUGUCAACUGACUUCAUUUGAAGUCUUGCAUUUCAAGCUGAAUUUUGUUGAUUACCGCAUGGAAGUAAUCCCCCCCCUUAAUUACAAGGAUACAUCUUGCAAGGUUGUUAGAAAAGAAAUUGGGAGAGGAGCAAGAUGCAAAACUUUUAAUGGGAAACUUUGCCCACUAAAUGUGGUCUCAUUGAGAUAGUUGUCUCACAAGCUUCAGUAAUAUAAGAAAAGAAGCACUUUAAAUUAAGCAACCAACAACAGGUGUAAUCAAAGAUCGACUGAUAGUGAAUGUGCCUUUGAAUUAAAGGAGAAGCACAAUUGUGUAGGAAUCAUAUAUCCCCAUAAAUGAUUUAAAAACAGAUCAAGAAAUGAUAUAACUAGCGCCAUAGUCUCUUGCACAUAAUUUGUUUUAUCUUAAUAAAUAACUAAAGUCACCAUCUUUGCUUGGGGUGCUUAGUUUUGGUCAGGUUUGUAUAGUUUUCUAUAGUACAGUAUGGGGAUUUACAGCUUUUUGCUUCCUAUACCAUUACACUUUCCUUUCUAACUGGGGGAUAUGAAUGCAGUAAAUAAAUAAACAAAUGUGAUGUUUCACUCACCCUAAAUAUGGUUUCGCAUGACCCGUUUGUGCCAUUACAUGGUGAUUUUUGACAACGCACUGAGGAAACAAGUCUGUGGCAAAUGUUUUUCUUUGGGUUGUGCCCAAUAGAGUUGCCAUCAAGAUCUGAAGUGAAUUUAGCUUCUUAACAAGCAAAAUCUUUCUGAAUUUUAGGAGAAGCCAAAAGAGUUUCACUAAAACUGUGGACGCUUUUCAGUGAGUUCUAGCUUUUAGUGGAUUACUUCUAAAAUGGAAUGAAAAGCACAAAUGGAUUCCUGAGGGAUUUUGAGGAAAUCACAAUGUUGACAGGACCAGGGAAACUUCUCAGAAGGGUUCUGAACAUUCCCAGGUCAAAUAUGUAUUUGUCUCAGUAUGUCCAAAUUUUGAUGAAGAACAUGUUUAUAAUAGUAAAAUGCCCAUGAGGCACGUGCAGGUCCAGUGUCUAAUUUUAGACAUGUUACAAGGAGUGCUAUAAACCAAGAAGAAGCAAUAAAAAUAUGUCAUUAAUGUUUUGAUGUUUUCGGAUAUGUUUCAGUAAACCACUUGGGAAUUUCAGAGCCAAUUUACACAUUCCUUUAACUCACCUAGCAAGAGGUGGUGGGGCAAAUGACAAAUAGGUUCUCUCAUGGUUAAAUAUUCCUCUAUAGUUGAAUAUUCCUCCCUGCCCUUAAAGACUAGUUAUCUCAGGGAUUGGGAUGCAGACUAUUAAACUCCCUAACACGCACAUUUUUGUCAUGGAGUGUGGCUUCCACCCACCAUGGCCGUGUAUUCAAAUAUACAACCUUCAACCUGUAGUGUAAAACUUGAUCUACACAUGCAGACAGAUCACAUGGUACAGAGUUCGCAGAACUGUAGCAUUUUGUCUUUUAAUCCCCACAAUUGUGUAAAUAUGUGUUUCUUUUUGUGUGUGUGUACAUCCAGCUUUUUAUGAUGAUGUUCAUUAAAAUACAAAAGUUGUGGGCUUAGAAUGCUAACAGAUAACUACAAGACAGGAGUUAUAGACCGGCAUUAGCCUUUGUAAAUUAGUUCCCAAGAGCUCACUCAUUUUCUUAUAUUUCAGGUGGUGAAUCUGCAGUCAAUUCCAUGGCGAUGCGGAUUGUGAUGGGUAGCUGGUGGCUCUUCACUCUUAUUGUGUGUUCAUCCUACACAGCGAACCUAGCGGCGUUUCUCACUGUGAACAGAAUGGACAAUCCUAUCAGGUAAGAGCUUUUCCCUACCACAUAGCCGAGAAACCUGAACAUUUAAAUAAUAAUAAUAAUAAUAAUAAUAAUAAUAAUAAUAAUAAUAAUUUAUUAUUUAUACCCUGCCCAUCUAGCUGGGUUUCCCCAGCCACUCUGGGUGGCUUCCAACAAAAUAUUAAAAUACAAUAGUCCAUCAAACAUUAAAAGAUUCCCUAAACAGGGCUGCCUUCAGAUGUCUCCUAAAAGUCUGGUAGUUGUUUAUUUCCUUGACAUCUGAUGGGAGGGCAUUCCACAGGGUGGGCGCCACUACCGAGAAGGCCCUCUGCCUGGUUCCCUGUAACUUCACUUCUUGCAGGGAGGGAACCGCCAGAAGGCCCUCGGCACUGGACCUCAGUGUCCAAGCAAAACGAUGGGGUGGAGACGCUCCUUUAGGUAAACUGGACUGAGGCCGUUUAGGGCUUUAAAGGUCAGCACCAACACUCUGAAAUGUGCUCGGAAACAUACUGGGAGCCAAUGUAGGUUUUUCAAGACCGGUGUUAUGUCGUCUCGCCAGCCGCUCCCAGUCACCAAUCUAGCAGCCGCAUUCUGGAUUAGUUGUAGUUUCCAGGUCACCUUCAAAGGUAGCCCCAUGUAGAGCGCAUUGCAGUAGUCCAAGUGGGAGAUAACCAGAGCAUGCACCACUCUGGUGAGACAGUCCGCAGGCAGGUAGGGUCUCAGCCUGUGUACCAGAUGGAACUGGUAAACAGCUGCUCUGGACACCAAAUUAACCUGUGCCUCCAUGGACAGCUGUGAGUCCAAAAUGACUCCCAAGCUGUGCACCAGGUCCUUCAGGGGCACAGUUACCCCAUUCAGGACCAGGGAGUCCUCCACACCUGCCCACCUCCUGUCCCCCCCAAACAGUACUUCUGUCUUGUCAGGAUUCAACCUCGAUCUGUAAACACGAAGAAAGGUGUAUUGGGCAGGAAGGAGGGCAUUUGAAAAGGUUUGGGGACAGCAGUUGCAGUUUGUGAGAAAUACCCACUUGGAAUGAAAAAGCCUCACUCGCCUAACUUUGUUUUGCCAUCGCUUAUCAGAAACUAAUUCAAAAUUUCCUCUGAAACUGUCAAUGCUGGGAAACUGCAGUGCUAUUAUUUAUUGAAAAAUGUUAAUUCUGCUUGAGAGGCCAGGCUCUAGGAUCUGCCAUAUGGCUACAGCUGCACAGGCUCAUGAAGCAAAAACUAUAGAACAUCUGGCCUUAAUGUUUGCGGGAUGUAUUUGUGUAACCUCAGUUGUAUGUGUCAUUUCAUAUAGUUAUGCGCCGAAAAUUGCACGUGCGUAAGGGAACACGCUUCCACAGCGUGGUUGCACUGAGAGCAGCAGAGGUCUUGGAAGCAGUAGAGUGGAAGAUAGUACACAUCAUAUAUCAGCAUGGUAAAUCUCCCUGGCUUAUAAAAGUACUUCAUACUUUUACCCUUAGUAGUACAUUUAGCCUUUUUACCUUUCUCUGUGUCAGUGAUUAAAACUUCCAGCCAUUCAUCCUGAGGUGCAAUUGCAUCCAGCUGUCAACAAAAUUGGCAAGAGCCAGCUUCCAGCUGAUUCGUUACAGUCAGUGAUAAUGUACAAAGGAGACAGCAAGACAAUUUCAUCUGAAGAUACCUGCUUAAAUAUAUAUAUGUAAUUUUCUUCCCACAUUUCUUUCUGGAAACAUUAAUUGAUUCUUCCAUCUCAACUUAACACUAAAGAACUAUUUGCAGGCCUCAGUCCUUUCCAGACCCUCCAAGUGUCCCUAUUUUCCAGGGACAGCCUUGGAUUUACAAAAAGCCAUACUGGUUUCUGAUUUGAUCCCAGAAUGUCCCACUUUUCCUUAGAAUACUCCUAUUUCCAUCUGAGAAAUGUUGAUGGUAGGAAGCCUCUAUUUACAUUGGAUAAAUGUUGGAAGGCAUGGAGUUAUGUGACCCAUGAGCCAAGGAGAUGAGAACUAUACAACCUUUAGAAGACAUCUGAAGGUAGCCCAGUACAAGGACGUUUUUUAAUGUUUAGUAUUUUAUUUCUAUUUUUAUAUGUUGGAAGCCACCCAGAGUGGCUGGGGCAACCCAGUCAGAUGGGCGGGGUUCAAAUAAUAAAAUUAUUAUAAUUAUUCUGGAAUAGGACAUCCCUAUUUUCAUUUGAGAAAUGUUGGAGGGUACGCCUUUCCCUGUUGCUGGAGUAGAUUAGCUCAGUUCUAAAGAAGCUGAAAGUGUCUUUUGUUUCUCUGAAAACCUUUCAGCUCAUCAGAAGAACUUGUGCUUGAGUGCUGCUAUAUUCUGCAUUUGAAAUUCUUUACCUGUUAAAAUUAUCGAUGGAGCCCUUUUCUCUACUGUUACCUCCAAACAGAGAAUACCCCAUUACUGCAUUCCUUCCAUGAUAGACUGUAUGGCUUAGCCUUUAAGCUUGUAUUUCUGUUUUCUAUGAGUCCCCCCCCCCACCUGAGCUCAGUGAUAAACUCUUUACGUACCCAGGAGCCAUGACCUGCCGUCCCACAACAUGUCUUGAAAGGACUACCCGUGACAAUAUUCUUUUGGUUCAAAUUAGGCCACAACUUUAUUGAUUCCAGAUGGAUGGGGUUUUGGCAUAGACAUUGGGUAUAUGUCUUUGCCAGUGUGGUGUAGAGAGCCAAUGUGGUGUAGUGGUUAAGAGCAGUGGACUCGUAAUCUGGUGAACAGGGUUCGCUUCCCCGCUCCUCCACAUGCACCUGCUGGGUGACCUUGGGCUAGUCACACUUCUCUGAAGUCUCUCAGCCUCACUCACCUCACAGAGUGUUUGUUGUGGGGGAGGAAGGGAAAGGAGAUUGUUAGCCGCUUUGAGACUCCUUAGGGUAGUGAUGAAGCAGGAUAUCAAAUCCAAACUCUUCUUGUUGUUUCAACCAGCCCACCUGUUGAUUUAUUCUCCAAGGGGUUGAACCAGUGGUGAGGAAGUCCUCUGACAUAUGUCAAAUAGGUGCUUCCCCACACAGAUCACUACUGAGGAGAGCUGUGGCCCUAGACCCUGCCUGGGCAUCCAAACAGGAGACCUCCUCUAGGAUCCCUUUAAUGGGUUACUCAAUUCCCUUGGAGGGACUUACAACCUUCCCUCCGACCAUGACCAGGUUUUUUACCCAAUGCCUUACCCACCAAAGUUGUUACAAUUGCUACGAGGUAGGAAAAAACCUCAGGUUGGCCAAGUGACCAGAAAGACAAAUACCGUAUUUUUUGCACCACAACACUCACUUUUUUCCUCCUAAAAAGUAAGGGGAAAUGUCUGUGCGUGUUAUGGAGGGAAUGCCUACGGGUGGCAUGCCUAUGGAUUUUCCUCCUCUAAAAACUAUGUCCGUGUUAUGGUCGGGUGCGUGUUAUAGAGCGAAAAAUACGGUACCUCCCCAGCCCCUAAUAUGGCAACCAAUCAUAAUUCACAGCAAGGUCAGGAAACAAAUGCUACCCCCAAGAAUGGUAGGAGCUGGCCUAACUGUUGGGCAGUUAGGAGGGAGAGACUGUGAAACAGAAGUGCCGUGUGAGGGGCCGGCACUCUUUAUAUACUCUGGGAGCAGACCUGAGUGAAGACUACAAGCGACCCAGUCAGGCUUGCUUGCCGAACAUGCCCGCCCCUUGUUCUGGCUGCUGUUGGCCCACUUGCAACCAAUUCAAAUGCUUCCCAGCCAGCAGAAGAGGUUUUUUACAUCUCCUUUCUGCUGAGGACCCAGCCAAAGCGUCUGUGGAGGCAGCAGGCUGCACCAUGCUGCAAUGCCACGGUACCCUUGGCAGUUUGCAAUAUACAGUGGUACCUCGGGUUAAGAACUUAAUUCGUUCUGGAGGUCUGUUCUUAAUCUGAAACUGUUCUUAACCUGAGAUCCCACUUUAGCUAAUGGGGCCUCCUGCCGCCGCUGCACCACCGCACGAUUUCUGUUCUCAUCCUGAAGCAAAGUUCUUAACCAGAGGUACUAUUUCUGGGUUAGCGGAGUCUGUAACCUGAAGCGUCUGUAACCCGAAGUACCACUGUACUGGGGAAGCUUCUGCAUGGAAUGGGGUGUGUGGAGGGAGAAGUCUUCCAUUAGAUGGUUUAGGCAAGCCACUCUCUCCCAACACCUCAACAAUUUUCAGUGGGGUGAUGUUAAUACUGAUCUGUGUUUCACUGUUGUGAGAAGUAUCUGUUAGGAUAUUUCCGUUCCACCUUAAGAAGGGAGCAGGCUGUUGUGUGUCACAAGCCUGCGUACUUCCUGCUCACAGGCAGUUUCCGUUUUGUAUAUAGCUUUUGUUCUGGCUGUUUCCUCAAGCAGUCAUGUUUUUCCUUUGUUCUGACCAACGUUGAAUAAAACUGUAAAACAUGCUCUCCUGGGUGAAUCUUCCGUUGUGGAAACUCUGCGAAAAGGGCGUGCAUGAGUCUUGGAACGCGUCUGAGGCUCGUGUCGCUAAUUGACUGAUACUGUUCUGAUGGGAGUCUGGAGUUCAUCCAGAGACGACGAUGGAGGUCUGCCUGAUGAGGCUGCCUGAUGGCCUCUGUCUCCCUGGCAGUAUCCCAACAACAGGUUAUGGGCCCAGCACGCUUCCACUGCGCCACUCUGCAAACUUCCAAAGAGAUUUGCUGAUGAGUUUGCUAAGACAGCAACUGCUGUUCUUAGUAGCUCAGAGAAGGUGUGGGAACCUUCAAGCUUCAAAGAGGUUCAGGAGUUAACCUCUAAAGAUGCUGAGCCAUGGCCCGGGCUUCCCCCUCCCCCAGCCCUGCAAGCUCUGGGAGCGAUGGUAAGGUUGAGCGCAACCUCGCUUUCGCUCCCGGACCCCCAGCCCCGAGGCUAAAAACGAAGCCAGGACAGCUAGCAGGAUCCAUCCCGCUCACUGUCAUGGCUUCUUUGCUCUUUGGGACUCAGGGGGGAAAUAAUUUUUUUUCUUUAUUUCCCCCCCCCCAAAAAAAAAAUAAGUGCGCCCUAUGGGCCGGUGCGCCCUAUAGGGCGAAAAAUACGGUACUUGCACUGGUAUGCUUUUGAACUGCUAGGUUGGCAGGACCUGGAACAGAGCAAUGGGAGCUCACCCCAUUGCAUGCAUUCAAACCGCCGACCUUCCAAUCAUCAAGCCCAAGAGGUGCAGUGGUUUAGACCACAGUGACAUCCGUAUCUAUACACACACACACACACAAACAAACAACAACAAAAACAUCCCAAGUUCAAUUCAUGUAGGUUUGGGACAGAUUUCUGUCUGAAUCUGUGGAAGCUUCCUCAACCUUGGCUUGAGACUACAAUUCCCAUCAUCCCUGACCACUGGUUCUGCUAGCUAGGGAUCAUGGGAGUUAUAGGCCAAAAACAUGUGGAGGGCUGAGGUUGAGGAAGCCUGAUACAGACACUACUGAGCUAGAUGAACCAACAGCCUUGACUCUGAAUAAGGCAGCUUCCUUUCUGCCUAGAAAACCUUUAGCAUGUUUUAUCUGGAAGGAGUUUUCUGGCAUUCAUUUCUGUAAGGUACUUUCAAACAUUAUAUGAUUAUUGCCAUUUGGAUGCCAAACUCUCAUCUGAUUCAUCCAGUGCCAGGCAUAGAGUCCUGCUGUGUGUUUCUUGUGCUAAUGCAUAUUGCUUUUGCUUUUUUGAAUGGAUUUCCAGUUCCCCAAGCAUUAUAAUUACACAUAGUACAGAACAGCUGUUUGCUACUUUGAGCUUCCCCAGGCUUGUAAGGAACACACAUCUGAAUUAGGUUUCUUUUCAGAAAUAGUGAGAUUCAGGACAUCAAAUCAUAGCUGCCAGUCACACCCACUCAUCUGAAAACCAGUCAUCUUCCGAGAUUUCCUCCCAGUGUUAGUUUGCUAACCCCUCUCCCCCCAUGUUACCUUCCUGCCCCCUCAAAGAAUGUUCGACUGGACUACAAUGCCCUCUUCCCACUAUUACAUGAUUCCUUUCCCUUUUAUUCUCAUCACAACUCUAUAAUACAGCAAUCUGAGAGAAGACCACCAAGGCUGAGUGGAAAUGCAAUCUGAAUCUCCUCCAUCCGAGUCCAGCGCUCUUCCCACCACACCACUUAGGGCUUACCCAACUAUGGGCGUCACUUGUCCACUCUGCCUUCCUGGAGCCAUGGCAUCUGCUGUGUAGCCCAGGCCUGUGUGUGCCUGAAUUUAAUUAGAGAUGAUCUGGAUUCCCAGGUUGCUGCUUGUUUGCAAGGAUAAGUGUGUGGAGUUUGCAACUACAUACAUAUUCUAGGGCCCAGGUUCAGGAGCACCCUUCUGGUAUUAAUUAAGUGCCACGCUAAAAACAAACAAAGUAGGACACAUAGAAAAGUAGGCUGUCUGCAAAUUCAAAGGCAUUUCAAAUUAAAGCCUUUGUCAGAUAAGCUUUUACAUUUGCAGUUUUUUAUGAAUAUUUUAGGUACGUCUGUUUAACUCUGUUCCUUGAUUGCACACACAGAGCGUGUCUAUUUAUAUAAUCAUAUCUAUUGUCUGGUGAUUUGGAGUGUUGUCAGAAUUUGGACCUUAAUUCCCAAGUUUUCAUGUUUGUUUAUGUCAAGGUUGAAAACCGAGUCAAGUAAGACCCCUGUUAACAUGAUCUUCCCUUCUUUGUUUUCUUGAGGAUAAAUAAUCACGUAUAUCAGCAUUUACACGGAGCACCCAGCCCACAAGUGAUCUUUUGUGUGUGAUGCAUUGCACCUUCCCCACCCAUUUCUCUGCCCAUGUCAGUCUGUUUUAAAGUCUUUCAGGCAGGGAGCUGCCUCUUUGAAAUUUAUUGGUCAGCAUCUAAUAAUUUAGCCCUUUAUAAAUAAGAUAAGAUGAAGUUGAGCCCUUGGUUCUAACCCUUUUGCUCUUGAUUGUGAUUUCCCCUUCUGCUGUCAACCACUUCCUAGCAUCUUCCUGUUGUUAAGGGUGGGGUGGUUCCAUAGCAACAAUAGAAUUUCACUACUGUCAGGAUGUAUAGAGGCAGCACAUUUCCCAGGCAACCAUACAAUGGCCCCAUUCAUUCUUUGUACACAGAGGCAGAUUUACGGGAGCGUGAUUGGUUCGCUCACACCAGGUGCCAAGCCGAGGGGGCACCGGAACAGUGACUUAGAACGGAAGGCAAUAGAGGGGGGCACUGAAAUUUGAAAGCCCAGAUUCCGCCACUGUUAUCUGUAUAAUAAAAGAGGAUCAGAUUUGUGGCAGAAACUUGCCACCCCUUUGCCCGCUACUCAAGAGAUAAGAAUCCACCCAUCAAAUAAAUACAUAGGUGGACAGAGCCUGAUAGAAACCGUACUAGAACCUUAGAGCAGGAGGAAUACUAACAAAGAUGUCUUGGAAAGGGUGCAACAUUCACUGCAUGUUGUUUUUCAUGAGACAAUCUUUAAAAUUCCAAAUCAACUGAAAUGAGUUUGUAAACCCCCUCUUGCAUCUUCCGACCAUCUGCAUUUGUGAAGAUUGCCCCAGUGUGGUAUAUGUGACUUUCCCAGGGCUUUCCAGGCUGUCUAACAGAAGAGAUGCCUUUGCUUAUAAAUUAAGCCAUGCAGGCACAAAGUAAGGAAAUAAUCUCAAAUGCCUCAUAAUUAAGUGUCUCUAGCUUGUAUUUAGGGAUAGGGAGACACAUUCUGCAAUAUUGCAGACUCACAUUGCCAACAUAUUAUUUGUGAUCCUUGUCAGCGACUCUGAGGCUGGAAUCUUGGUGAUCCCUGGAAGGCUAGUGCUUGGUGUUAAAGGCCCAUCUGCCCUAUGGGUGAGCCGGCUCUGAGCAACACUGUUUCAUAGUUGAAAAAGCUUAACUGCAUCUAACAGAUAGUGAUAGAAACAGACUAGCACAGAAACAAACAGGCAUAAUAAAUUAACAAUAUUGAACCUGUUUAACAAAUUCCAGUAAUGUAAAACUGAGCCAACAAAGUUUGUAUAACUAUCCAAAUGACUUUUUAAAAAGCAUAGUCUUCAUCAGUCACCUUGAAGUAGUCUAGUAAUGGGGACUGACAGACCUCACUUAGGAAGCCAUUCUAUGGAAUGAGAGACACAACGGAAAGAACGCUAGUCAUGGUUGGCACCAGUCCUGCUUCCAAGGUUGGAGGAUUUCCAGGAAAGCCCUAGAUAAUUAUCAAAGUGCAGAGAUGGAACUUACAGAAGUAGGCACAUGCUCAGGCACCAAGUAACUAAUAAUAAUAAUAAUAAUAAUAAUAAUAAUAAUAAUAAUUUAUACCCUGCCCUCCCUGGCCAGAGCUGGGCUCAGGGUGGCUAACACCAGUAAAAUUACAGUAAAAACAUAAUGGGGGGAGCCAAUUUAAAAUACAGGUUAAAAUGCAAUUUAAAAUGCAGCCUUAUUUUAAAAGUAGCCCAUAGAUCAAAACCAUAAGGGGAGGGAACAUAAGGGUCAGACUGAGUCCAAACCAAAGGUCAGGCGAAACAGCUCUGUCUUGCAGGCCCUGCGGAAAGAUAUCAAGUCUCACAGGGCCCUAGUCUCUUGUGACAGAGCAUUCCACCAAGUUGGGGCCAGUACUGAAAAGGCCCUGGCCCUAGUUGAGCCCAAUCUAACCACCUUGUGACUUGGGACCUCCAAAAUGUUGUCAUUUGUGGACCUUAAGGUCCUCCGCAGGGCAUACCAGGAGAGGCAGCCCCGUAGGUACGUGGGUCCUAGGCCGCAUAGGGCUUUACUAGACCAGCACCUUGAAUUGGGCCCAAAAAAAUAAUUGGCAGCCAUUGCAAAUCACGUGGAACUGGUGGGAUAGAAUGAAUGUCUAGUUUUCAUUAGCAUUUCAAUCUGAUAACGUAGAGACAGGCAGGAAACCUCUUUCUGUUAUGUGCCUGUCAUUGACAUCCUGAGAAAGAAUCGGCCAUGAUGGGCUUAAGUUUAGUACGAACCCUUAGAGAGAUGAAAAGGGUUUACCAAUUUAUAAAGUAAGGUAGCAAAUGUUCCCCAGUGGGGAUGGCCUACACUAUUCAUAAGAAGAGCUGUACAUUAUAAUUUCCACAGAGUGCACACUACAUGUUCUAGCAAUCAAACGUCUCUUUGGUAUUUCUCUGCAUUUCCCCGUUGCUUCCUUGAAGCACGAACUGCUCUCUCCUCUUUCUCUUUCCAAGCUGUGGAAGCAACAUCAAGGAAGCAUACUUUAGAGCGUGCCCUAGAACUUUUAAUACCGCAAGCCCUGUCAGAUUCAAGAACUUCAAAAGGAGUCCUUUGUAGACUUUCUUUUCAUAAGACUAAUGGGAUUGCCAAAGUGAGAGUCCCAGUGACCUCUGCUUGUUCUGAUUCCAUAGCAAAGUUCCAGAUCUACCUUCAGUUUAUUAACAUUUUUCAGUGCAUGCGUUAUCAGUGAAUGGGAUUAUGAAAGGGAAAAUAAUGAACCACCAGCACUGUAGGUUAUGCAAAUCAGACCAUUUAAUUAAAGCGCUAUUUUUUAAACCACUCCACAAUAAUACUUUUAUUGACUUCUAUAUUGCAAGUUUGUAAUUUCAUUUAUUUAUUAGAUUUUCAUUGCCCCCUAACCUGGAUGGAAGCACCAUUUGUCUCACAGAGAUGCCAACAAACUUUUUCAGAGUUAGGCCUAGGAAUGAGCUACUAGGGCUCAGUAAUGUUUGCCUCAAAAUAAGAGAUAAGAAUUCAAAGCCCCGGGAUUCUUCUGCAGCUUAGAUUAAAAAAAAAAAAAAUGAGAGGGAAAAGGCGUAUUGAAUAAAUAGCUUCUUAAAGAAGAUACGGGGUUAGAAGCCAAAGCCCAUACCCCAGUGGGAGAGUGGGCUUUUGCAACUAGCAUGAUCCCCCCCCCCCAAUAUAGUUCUUCAAAGCAGCUCCCCAGUAAAGUGAUAAAGAUGGUUGACAAUGACUCUGCUAGGAGGCUGCGUUGAAGAGCUACCCUUGGUGAAACUGGGAGGGGGACAUCACUAUCAAAUCUACUUGGGCUGCAAGGAUCUCAUACAGAUGGACUUUCUCUAAGAGUAGCCCUUCAGCUGAGCUCCCUUGCAAAGCCAUUGACAACCACCUCUGUUGCUUUGCUAGAGGGCUAUGUUGGAAAAGUACAUCUUGGAAAACAGGAAUGGGGGCCAAAAUCCCAAACCCUGUGGAAGAAUAUUUUACCCCAAGGUUCCUCCGUGGGCCUUUGGGGCGGGGAUGGGCUUUUUCAUCCAGUUUUCCUGGGGACAUCUCUUCAAAGCUGCAAAGCCACAUGGAAACAUUAGCUUCCCCCAUGGUUCCUCAGCAAGCUGAGCUUUUUACCAAUGCUUUGGUAAAUAUAUCAGCCCAAUUCAAAGCCAAUCUGACAUGAACUGAUAGGAGCUGGCUGGCAGCUCCCAGUCUUGGCUACCAUGUUUCUUUACUGCACAUGAUACCAUGGUCUCUUGGGAAUGUGGUGUUCAGUUUUAACUGGUCAAAAAGAAAAUCUGGCCAGCUCAGCUGCUAAAUAUAGCCAAGUCACGGUCAACUCUUAUAUAAAUGAUUGCCUUUUAGAACUGUUAGAAUAAACAAAUAAUUAUGCUGAAUGUCAAAACUAUUCUGUUCCAGAGAACCCUUUAAUCAUGUCCUGUCAGAAUCUUUAUCGAGCACUAUGCCAAAUUACCGGUACAUGGAAGCCCCUUUUAGCCCAAACAAUCUCAGUGGACUCUCUGGUACUUCUGAUUCCUGUGUCACUGGAGUGAUUGCUCUUCUGUUUAUUUCUUCCUGAAGUCUGUAUUCCAGUUCCUAAUGUGACUCGCCUUUAAGUUAGAACACGUGGCUAGCUGGAGAAGCAGAGGGCAGAAAUUCUCUAGUGAUGAUUUCAAGCUGUGGUCCAUGGACCACUAGUGGUCUGUGAGCUUCAUUUGAGGGGUCUGUGGCAUAUCUGUGGAUUUGUGUCUGAAGAUGGGAGAUAGCAUAUUCAUCAUGUUAAAUAUCCAUAUGACUUUUUAAUUGCAUUUUAUUGAUUAUUUAGUUUCUUAUAUUGUAUAUUCAGUAAAAUACAAGAUAUAAGAAAUAAAACAAGCAAUUAAAAUACACUUAAAAAAUCAUAAAGCAUCUGGCUCGCCACACUACAAUUGCUGCCACAGGCAGAAAAAAUCAUUAAGUGAUCUGCCAAGACCAUCAGCAAUUUUCAGGUGGUUUGUAGGAAAGAAGAAAAUGGUAACCAUUGCUCUAGUGAUAAUCACACAACAGUUGCUGCUCCUAAAUGAGGAAUGUGUGACCUUUAUUCCUGCAAAGGGGCCCUCGCUAAGGAUGGCAUUGUAUCAGAUCUUUGUUCGAUCUUUGUCGCUGAAGUUUAGAUAGAUGCGUCUUCAAAUUUGAAUAGCUGGAUAAAAAGAUAUGAAGCAGGUGGAAAGCACAUCUACAUAGAUUAUCAAGGUAGUUUGUUACUUCCAUUUUAGGCAAAAGCAUUUGUCAUUCGCCAGAUGUGUCUGAUUCAAACAGAAUGGUUUCAUGCCAACUUUAUGAUACACUUGAUUUAGGUAAAGUGGCUAAAACCUGCUGUUGGGACUGAGUUGCUUUUUAUUUCAGUCUAUCACUUUAGUUGCUUUUCUUUCUUUCUUUUUACUAUUAAUUAUAUUGCAUGUAUUAAAAUACUUUGCUUUAGUAAAUGUGUUAACCCUUUAAGCUUACUCAAAUAAAAGGCAAAAUAGCAUAGUGAUUGUUUGAAAACGUUCACCCCGCAAUUAAGCUCAUUUUUGUGUCUUGGUUGAAAAGUGUAGCCAUCUGUAUAAAUUGCUCUUAAGUGCCUUUUAUUUUGUUCCGUUUCCACUUGGCAAACAAGAUUACCCUGUAGUUGAUGCUUCCACCCUCCCUCACUCCCUAGACCUAAAGCUAAUGAACAAACUGGAGCUCUUCUCUAAACUGAUUUAUGCAUAGAGGAAUGCAAACAAACACCCCACACCACUGAAAGCUCCUUCUAAGUAAUAAAGCAUUCGGAGAAUAAAAACUUAGAAUAUAAAUUGCAUUCACCACUAUUAGAGCUGCUGCACUCACACUCAGGAUGGGUUAUAUCCAGCCUUUCUUCCAUGGAACUUUCGGAGAUGUACAUAGGGGUCUGGGGGCAGCCUCCCAUUUGGGCAUUGAGGUUACCCCUGUUUAACUGCUCAAUCCCCUGGGAUUAGUUUUUGGCACAUCACAGUUUUUCAGUCGGUAGCAGCUAAGUGACAAAUGGGGUACUUUCAAGUGAGCUCUUACUAUUGAAAACUGUUUUGUUGAGAUCUCACAAAUGGUUCACUGUGGCAACGGGGUUUUAAAAAUUGUUAUUUUUAUUAUUCUGUUAUUAAUAUUCAUUGAAUUUGAAUGUCACCCUAUCCCCGCAGGUCUCAGGGCGGUUCACAGGAUAAAAUCACAAUAUAAAAACACAAAAUAUAAUCAAAAUUAAAAAAAGAAAACAGGAACAACCCAAUAACCCCCGCCCAACACAUUUUUAAAGGGCGAAUGCCAAUCAGCCCAAGCCCUGGUUAAAGAGGAAGAAGAGAAGAAGAAGAGUUUGGAUUUGAUAUCCUGUUUUGUCACUACCCGAAGGAGUCUCAAAGCGGCUAACAAUCUCCUUUCCCUUCCUCCCCCACAACAAACACUCUGUGAGGUGUGUGGGGCUGAGAGACUUCAAGGAAGUGUGACUAGCCCAAGGUCACCCAGCAGCUGCAUGUGGAGGAGCGGAGAUGCGAAUCCGGUUCCCCAGAUUACGAAUCUACCACUCUUAACCACUACACCACACUGGAAAGUUUUUGCCUGGUGCCUAAAGGUGUAUAAUGAAGGCACCAGGUGAACCUCCCUGGGGAAAGCAUUCCACAAAUUUAUUGCAUUUCCCCAGAAAAUGUAAAUCCAGAUUAAACAGUGGAAAUAUGGUCUGGCAUUUUAAUACUGAAGACAAUGCUACAAAAAAGAAUGAAAGAACGAAAGGAGUGCAUGCAUGGCAAGCACAGAUUUAACAAUAAACACCCAUUUGCCUAAAAUCUAAACUCUGCUGAGUCCUUUUCAUCUCUCUGAUGACUGACUCUGUCUAUGGCAGCAUGGCUAAAAGUCACCAGUCCAGUCUAACAAAAGUCCUGAAAGGGUCCUGCAAAUAGAUGCUUAUAUAGUCCAUACCUUUUCUUCAGUAUGUGAACAAUAUAUAAAGCUGGAUACAGAAAUGCAACAUAGUGUUUUCUCUUGGCAAGAAGUCUGCUAUGACUCUGUGAGGAACAUAUUAUUUUAUUUGGCUUUGUACAACAGAUUUCUGUGCUUGUCACUUAGAAUGGAAAGCUCCAGAACUGCUAAUAGUGAAGCCCGAGGCAGGAGAAAUCUUGUUCAGCAUGUGUGUGCAAGAUUAAUUAAUACUAAGUCACCAUGAAUAAAUGAUAGUAAAAGCCCUUGUUUCUACUUGAAAUCUUUAGUUAGUGGUUUUGUGUCACUUCUGUGUUUAACCUAAUUGCAUUAUUUGCUUCUUUUCUUUGCGGCGUCUGAAAUCCUACAAUUGAUUGGGUUAGGCUGGCAACUGGAGUAGGGGAAACAAGUGUUUUCUCUGCCAUUUCACUCAAAAUUACAUGUUUCAUGUCUACAAUAUUUCAGGAUAGGGUGAAAAAAAAUUGGGGGGUAGGAAUGCGGCUUCCGUUUUGGUUCUUCCAGAAGGCUUGGGAAAUCUUGGAAAAUUCAAAGUGGCAGCCACAAUUCAAAAUGGCAGCCUCCUGGUUAAGCAUCUAAAGAAAAACACAUACUUUUACAGCAACUCACUAUUUUGAAGGUGGUUAUUUUGCUGGAUUGUGCCCAUGGCACAUCCAAUUUAUCUGGAUGAAAAAGAGUACAGUCCGUGUCAGAUCCAAAUACCUCCUCCUGCUGCAUUCCUCUUCUCUCCUGUGAAUGAAGAUGUUUCUGACAUGCACAGGGGUCCCCUGUAUUACAUGCACAAAACAUUCCCCUGACUAUCAGAGGACAUAGGGAAGCAUUCUUAUCUGCACAUUUCCACAUGCAGCUCAAAGCCACAGGACAGUAUCCAUGAAUAUAUUUGCUAGAUAUCUUGCCUAUCUGCAGACUUGGUUUUAAUCUUUCAAAUGCUUGUGCAUAUGCUAAAAAUAUUAUGAAAAUGUGCACUUAAAAUUCAGUGACCAUCGGUCACUCCUAAUACAGCAUUAUUCACAAAGGAAUAUGUGAUACACAUAAUAGAAUUCCAUUUCUCUACAGGAUGGGAUUUCAUGCAAAAUGCAUUUGCUUUGCUGUGCUUCAGUUGGUCCGGUCUACAUUGCUAGACUUGCUAUAGCUGCAGAUUCCCGCUGUAAUUAACCAGAUCUUUUUAUGCAUUUAUUCUUCCCUCGCUGUUGCUGUGUCAUGUGUGUUGCAGUGUAUGCAGCCACAAGGCUUCAAAACAUGUGUGACUGUCACUGAAGCCCUUUCUAGUUUGGGCUCAGGGUGGGUGGGUGUGUUUAAUUUUUUUUUUAAUGAUUCCCCCUAUGUUUUAGUUGUCCCUAUUUUAUGUGUAAGCCACCUAAAAAAAUGUUUAGGGGUACUCUCAUUUCGACUCAAAUAAAUUACCAUUUUAUAAUUCAAAUGGGGAAAAAUAAAUACAGUAAAUACAAUGAAACUGACCAAUCACCAUGCUAGAUUCCAACUCCUACUUCACAUAUUAAACGAUCUCUUCUGAGACUCAGGAAACACCGUGACAGGAAAUGAGGUCACCAUUGGGGGUAGCAAUGGAACUGAAAAUUCACUAUGCUAGAGAAGAAACUUAAAAUGCUAUUUUUUUAACUUUCUCCUGUUAGAUUCACAAAAUGUUUAAGGGUAUGUGUACCCCUGCGUCCCCCCAGAAAACCCCCCACUAAUAAUAAUAAUAAGAAGAAGAAGAAGAAUACUGUUGCAAGGACUGUCUUCUAUUAACAUUCUGACUUGAUGUUUUGCCUCAUAACCCCACAUCUUCAUAGGUGAAGUUGGUGAUGAUAUGGAACAGGGCCUUUUUGGCAGCACCACCUAAGUCAGAGCUUUCCAAACUUUUCAUGUUGGUGACACAGUUUUUAGACAUGCAUCAUUUCUCAAAACAGAAAUGCAGUUUCACUAGCAAACAGGAGGUUAAACUAACCCCUUUCCAGCCCCCCAGAAGGAGUGUGGGGAGUGUUCGUGCAACACACCUACACACUGUAACUAACACACUAACUUGUUGUGACAUAUAGUUUGGAAAGCUGCGGCCUAAGUUGUUUGACUCUUUCUCUCUGAAGAUCUGAAUGGAUUCCAGGACAGUCCAACUUUUCAUACCAAGGGCCACAAGCGCACUUUGACAUGGUGCCUGUGGGCCACACAUUGCCUCGUCAUGUGGGGUGGGGAGUGAGGCCAAAAUUUGAUGCCCCCCUCAGCCCUCAUGCUGCUUUCCAAAAUCCAGCUAAGUGAGACAUCAGGCUAUGAAAGUGCUACCUAAGCUUUAGGAAGGAGGCAGAAGUACUCUAAGACACAGCCAGAGCCUUCACACCUCCUUUCCAAAGCCCCUCAAUUACCUGUCUUUGGGAAGGAUGCACAAGGUCUGGGAGGAGGUGCAUCAAAUGUUUCUGAGGGCCGCCCAAAAAGUCCUUGAGAGACACAUGCAGCCCCCAGGCCAGUCAUCAAACCACCCUGCUGUAGAUCUUUCAAUCUGCUGUAAUGGGUGAAAUUCAACUAACAAGCCCCGUCAGUGAAAGCCAUGGGCAAAACUUCCACCUGUUUCAUUGGGUCUCCCACCACCUCUCCCUGUACAGCCCUGAAAUGGUCUUGGGGGUGGGGCUGGGAGGACCUGCAGUAUAGCAUUGGGGGAGGAAAGAGAAAAUAUUUCUGUAUUGCAACACUUGCACAGACAGAAUAUUUUCCAUAGCACAUCAUUGAAUUCCAUCCUGUUCUAUUUCACUGGGCCUUUGGAUUUGAAUGAGUUGUGGCUUGUCUGCUAGUUUACAGUAAACUGGUUAAAAGUAAUAUUUCAUUCUAGGUAGGCUUUUUUUUUUUUGGUACUACUUUGUAUGCAUCUUUUUCAUAUCUAAGUUGUUUUACACAUCUUGGAUUUUAUUGGUUUUUACCUUCUUAUUUGAUUGUCUCUGCAAAAGCAGCCUAAAAUUCAAAUAUAAAGGAUUGCUUGUAAUUCUGGACACCAAUUGUGCAUUAGUGAAACCCCCUAUUUUGUACUAAAUUCCAUCUGGGAGGGGGAGGAGUGAAGGACCCUUUAUUCAACAGAUUUUGUUCUUUGUAUGCAAAUUAUAUCUAACCAGUUGUUAAUUUAUGCCCCCCUCCUCUGGCCAGCACUUUAUGCACUUGGGAAACAUAAAGUGUUUUUGAAUUCAGACCUACAUGGAUGUUAAAUACAUUCCCCCAUUCCCCUGCCCAGCUCUGUUUAUUCAAGCCAGGCAUUUAAAAUUUACAUUAUUCAGAAUGUUGGUGGCAGAAACUUCAAAUGUGUCUAUUCAGUGAUUUUAAUAGUUGGACAGAGAGGAGGAGGGAAGGUUGGAGAGGGAGAGAAAGCUAAGCAAUUUUAAACUGAGCAAUGGGAAUUUGGCACACGGGUAGCACACAUUUUCUGUCCAAAGAAGCUUAGAAGUCUGCAUGCCCUGGGCAGCACUACAUCUUAGUGGCAACUCUUCUGUUGGAGCAGCUUAGUUGCACCAUUGAACUGAAAGCUUAGUGUGGUGGCCCUGAGCAAAAAGCUUUCCUUCAUGGCCUCUCUAUGUCACUAAAACAUGCAUCUGCCCUAAAAUACAUUGUGUUUUUAAUUGUGCAUAUGGCUUAUGUGGUGAAACAUGUUAUUUCCAAAGUCUACGACAUUUGCCUUUGUUAAUUUUAGAAUUUACUUCCCAUCUUCUUUGCAGAUGCCGCAGAGCAGCUAAUAAAAAUAUGUAUGAACCUAUCUAUCUCAUCUAUCCUGCCUACUGUAACAUGCUAAGUCAAAAACCUAGGGUGUUACAUUAACCUGAAAUACCCUGUAGCAUCCCUGCAUGCAUUUCCUGCAUGCAUCCCUGCAUGCAUCCCUAGGCUUGCUGCUUUCUAAUCAGGAGGCAUCUCCAGACCAGCGACUCUUCAGAAACACAGGGGAUUAGCUCUACUCAGGGUCGGUAACUAAUUACUUGUCAAGUACGGGAGUUCCCUUCUCCCUUCUAGUAGCUCACUGAUUAGAAUUAACAAGCAUCUGUUAGAUUUAUAGUCUUUUCACUACAGUAUCAUGUUGCCAGCACAGACAGACUCUCUGCAAGGAUAACAGUUGCUCACUCUGACUCCUCCCAACUUCCGCAGCAAGAAGCGCGCCAACGGGAUGUCCCUCCUGCCCUGUGUCUCCUUUGUUCCCAGACACACUUGGACCUUCGAGUGCAGGGGGAGGGAGGGGGUCCCCCCACUCUCAACUGAUGUCUUGCCCAGCUGCUCCCUCCCUUCUGGUUGCUUAGCUACUAUCUCAAAAGUAGGUAGCUCCUCUCUCAACUGUGCAGCUUCUGUCUCUGCCUGUCUGUCUCCUUCUGGAAACGCUGGAAGCGGGGGGGGGGGAUAGUCCCCCUCCUCUUCUAUUAGGAGCUGAUCUCCCUGCGAUUUCAUUCCCCAAUCUUCCGAUCCAGCCCAGCUCCUGACAUUACUCUUUUAAACUCCAAUAGUAAGCAUUACCAGCGAUAACAGUACAGCCUUCUUCCAAUUUAUUAGAUGUUUGCUAAACACUGGUGCUUUACUUACUUAUUUCUUGAAGAAAUUACAGUGGUACCUCGGGUUACAUACGCUUCAGGUUACAUACGCUUCAGGUUACGCACUCCGCUAACCCAGAAAUAGUGCUUCAGGUUAAGAACUUUGCUUCAGGAUGAGAACAGAAAUCGUGCUCCAGCAGCGCGGCAGCAGUGGGAGGCCCCAUUAGCUAAAAUGGCGCUUCAGGUAAAGAACAGUUUCAGGUUAAGUAUGGCCCUCCAGAACGAAUUAAGUACUUAACCCGAGGUACCACUGUAGACACUAUUUGAUUUUUUUUAAAAAAUACCUCAAAGCAAAGCGGUUUACCAACAACUACAGCAACACUGCUUCUGCAGCCAAUACACCAUCCCUGGUGCUCUGAAGGUGGUGGGGGAGUGAAAAGAGACCAGAGAGGAGCCAGCAGCAAGUGGCUUGUACCUCAGAGGCCAGAUCAAGCACCUGAGGUGAGCCUCUUGGGUGGGACAACCCUGCCUGUGUGGCACACUAUUUGCUAAGGAAAAUCACAUUCUGUGACCCAGAUGCAGCCACACAGACACAUGCAUGGAAAAUUGCAGAGAUUAGUUUACGUUGCAUACAAUUUAUCUUGCUGCCUCGGGGGCAUUGGGAAGGAUAAGGAGCUUUGUGGCUGCAGAAGACCUACCUUUAGAAAAUAUACCCCAGCUGCUAUUCCUGAGGGUUCACUAGGUCAUCUGUACACAGGCUUUCAAGCUCAUCUCAAGAGAAAUAAUGGCCAGAGCCCUACUUUAAAAAAUGAUAUUAGAUUCUUGGCAUAUCUUCUACAUUUCCUGCUGCUUUGGUGUAAUCUGAAUGCAUACUCAAGUCUUAGAUUAAACCUUAGUACAUAAUCUAGGGAGGUUCAAGAAAGCACUGACAUAUGACGUUGACAAUACAGGAGAUCUAUUUGUGGCAUUUCCUGAUGAGUACAGAAAAAAUAUUUAAAGAUUUCUGCAUAGGAUAGCAGCAGCAGCAAGGUUAACUAUCCUUUUUACUCCCUUAGUAUUUGAAAUUAUUUUCCUCCCCUUCAGCUGUAAUUAAGGCUCUAUUUAUGCAGAGGAACUAAGAAAAUCUAAACAUUUCAGCAUUUUCAGAAAUAUUACAACUUCAGUAAUUGCUGCAGUAAAACUCUCCAUAAAAGUAUUUGCACUGUAACCAUUCUUAGUUCUGUAGUAUUCCACACUUGCAAAAGUGAAUGUCAAUAAAAACUCCUGUUUGGAUCUUGAAUUUAAAGAUGGCCCAGUGUUUCCCUGGUCACCUCUUGGUUAACCACUUAGGCUGCAGUUAGUGGUUGCAUGCAUUUCUGCAGACAGGUUUUUAUUUUAUUUUAGAGGGCAUGCCAAGCUGGCCUUUGACUCUCAACCUAACCGAAACAAGGUAUUCUACAUUCCUGUUACCACCUGAUUAACAAUUAAUUCCGCUUUUUGAUCUGAAUAUAUGGCUUGAAUUCCUUUCCUAAAUUUAUCUCUGAAAUUCAUUUCUCCGGUAAUUUUUUUCACAAAUUCCCAGGAGACAUUGUCAAAGGCUUUUUCAGCAUCUAUAAACAUCAAAGCUGCUUGUUUUUCAUUUCUCACUUCCAGGUAUUCUAUAAUGUCAAUAAUAUUUCUUAUAUUAUUCUUCAUUUGUCUGCCUGGAAGGAAUCCUGCCUGAUCUUGAUGUAUAUAGUCUUUCAAUAUUAAUUUCCUAACUGAAACAAGGAACCCACAAGGAAGCAGCACAAAUUACUGCCAUGGAACAAUUUUCCUCAACAGUGGUUGGAGGUGGACCAAGGCCUUGUGCGCUCCUGUCUCCAGCCCAGCCCUCCCAAGCUCCAUUCCCUUGCUGAAAGAAUGGAGACUCUUCAAGCAGUCAAGUGCUUGGCUUGGAGAUGAGUGUGUCUCUUGCUGUCUGCAGCCUCUUGCCUGGCAUGUUUCCUCCGCUUCUGGGCAGGUGUGACAAUGCAGGAGACAUUUGGCUCUGACCUCAGGUCAGGGUGCCUGUGAAGGUCCUGACUCUGGUUUUGUGGAGUCAGGCUCAGUGAUAAGAGAGUGGUCCUGCUUUUCAGCCAAUAGCACAGUGUGGCAAUGGGUGUGAUGGCACUUUUCCCUCUCACACCAUUGGGCUCACUCUCACUUAGAUGAAUUGCCCCCCACCUCACUGAACAACACUUUACUCGAAGGUUUCUUUUCCUUUCCUCUUAAAAUUCUAACCCAGAGUAUCCUGCGGGGACCUUUGUGAGGGGGUAACUAAUAAGUUGGAGUCUCAGACAGGCAAGAUAGUAUAUAACACAAAUGGAUUAAACUUAGGUUACUUCAGGCAUAUAGUACGAUUACACUUUAAUUCGUCCUUAGUCAUUUUGCAUUUUAGGUUUGGUUCCUUUAAACGGUGAUACUUUCUUUCAGUUAUCCACCCCUUUUAACAAUCCUGCUCCUGAGGUACCUUCAGCAAUAGACCCAAGGGCUCGCCACUCCCCCUCCUUUCACUGGGUUUGGGAGUUUCUUCUUUUCCUUAGAAGAAUCUCUCCCCCUCCAGACUAGAUUUGAGUCCCAAGUAGGCUGUUCCUUUCCAUCUCCUACUUCUCCUGGCUCAACCUCUGCCUCCCAGUAAAAUUUCCGGUCUGUUCCUCCUACAGGACACCACACUCUGUCCUUCACCAUACACUCAGAGUGGAAGUUGUUUUGUUUUCCAGAACCAACUCUUUCUCGCUUUCACUCUUUCUACCUCAACCUGUCUCCUAACCUGUCUCCCUACCUAUCUCCAGACCUCUCCAACGACUUUUCCAACACUCUCCCUCCCUCUCCCUCCCACUGUCUCUCAAAACCUCUCCUUUUAAACUCUCCCUCCUGGAACCACAGCCAAUCAGAGUCUGCCGUUCAUUAACCAUUUUCUGGCAGGGAAAGAAAGAAAGAAACAAGAAACACCUUUUGAUCCAACUGGUCCAGCAAAACCAACUUUUUUGUCACACACAGCAGCCUUGAAUCUGAGCAGCUCACCCUCCUCUGACUCGGAGCUUGAGGCCAAGGCCAUAACACACUGCCAAAAAAACCCAUAAAUUUCCCUCAUGGGACCAUGUCAUAUAUUACAUAUCACCUAAGAAUACUUGGGUGUUGGGAAACAUAUUUACUACUAAUGUUUAGAUACUAGAUGUGUGUGCCUUUCCUUCUCCCUCAUUUCAGGAAAAGGUUGGCUUUCUUUCUUCAAAACAGUCAUUUAUCAGUAUAUUAGAAGAAAGGAAAAUGUCAAACACUGCAAGUAUGCCUGUUUUCUUGUACACAUGGGAAAAACCUAGUAUAUGACAGAGCCUACAGAGGCCUCAAUAUUUGUCAACCUGCCUGACAUUUGCUCUGAGCAGUUAUAAUAUUGCCUAACAUGACAUCACAGCAAAUGAGCCAGUGGCUACAGUAAUGGGAUAAGAGAUGAACAGCUGGUUUUUAGCCUACUAUAUAACCUCAGAAAUUAUAGUUUCAUUCAUUUAAUUCCACAGUAUUAUCUAUUAUUGUGAGAUAUGUUGAUAACAGGCUGGGCAAAAUGCAAAACAUUAUCGAAAGAGUUCCAGUCUAAACAGAUUGCUUCAAGCAAUGACACUUUUUAUUUUUAUUUUGCAACUGGAUUCAUUUUUAUCUCUGCAUUGGAAAUUUUGCUCUGAUCACAAUGACAAGCACCUUGCCACAUGGCUGGCGCUAUAUAAAUGAUGGACAGUAAUCGUGGUAAUAAUAAUUAUUACAAAGAACAUUGCCUCUUGAUACUCCACCGGCUUUGGUCUCCAUGUUUAAAAACAGCCCCUCGAUGGUUUGAGAGCUGAGUAUUGGAGUAAAUGGGGCAUCCUAUACAUUGGCAGCUUCAUUUUGCAAAUAUUGUGGAUAUUAAGGCUGUGGAAUCUUCUUCCUGUUAUAAUAUUAAAGCAGUAGGAGCAUAAGAUUUGGAGUUAAGAGUGCCAAGGAAAAGAAAUAAAGCUCAUGAAUGGUCACAGCAGCUGGCUUUAAAGAAUGAAACAAGCCUAAGCUCUGAUGAGAAUCUAAAAUUCGAUUAGAGCAAAAAAGAUGAUUUUCGGCAGUAAUGGAAGGUUUAUUGGUUGGUACUUGAGCUAACAGGGAUUAGGUCUCAAAGGGCAAAAUGAAAGGAUAUGAGAAAGUGCUAAGGAGAUUGCAUUACAUACCUCUUAAUUCAUCAGCUGCAGUUUAUAUUGUGCCAGCUUCAUUCAAGGGUGUUACACAUCUGUCUGGUAUUUCAUGUCCAAAUCUUUGGGUAUAUUGUUUGCCCAGGAGGCAAUUUCAGCACUGCUUCAUGUAACUUAGAGAAGGCUUUGUACAACCUAUGAAAGUAGUGUUCAGGGAGUAUUGCCUACAGCAGUGAUGGCCAAACUUGGCCCUCCAGCUGUUUUGAGACUACAACUCCCAUCAUCCCCAGCUAACAGGACCAGUGGUCAGGGAUGAUGGGAAUUGUAGUCCCCAAACAGCUGGAGGGCCAUGUUUGGCCAUCACUGGCCUACAGGAACUGAUCAUUUGUUUGGAAGCUGAAAUUGGGGGACCACAAAAUACCACAUCACUCAUUCCUAGUCUUACCUGCCCAACCUGCCCCCUCUGCCAACUGUAUUUUGUGAACCCACCAAGCUAACUAAAGCACACUAGCCAUGCAUUGUGUCCUGCCAAGGAGUUGAAAGACUCAUCCCUUCUGCAUCUUCAGGCAGGUAGCAAACACCUCUACUGGGCCAGCAUUGAGAGCUGGUGGAUUUAAUGUGACUUAGUUGGUCCCAUCCCUUGGGAGCCUGCAAUACUGAAGAAUGAAUGGAGAUGUGCCUUCCAUCAUGAAUAAUAUGUUAGAUCCCAAGACGGAAGUAGAAACUGAUGAAAGACUAGCCUCCUACACUAAUAACUUAGGAUAAUACUUAAGUCCAGAAGAAAAGGUGAAUUUGGGAUGCCAAGGCAAUUUUGGACAUCAUCACCAGCCAUUCACAAAUGUUCAGCAACUAGAGACUGAUGCUAUUUGCGAGCUUUAGUUAAAGCUGCUUAAGGGCUUAAAGUGAUAGAAGUCCUUAAAGCAACUUAAACCACUUUAAAUGUUUCAAUCAGCUUAAGGGCUUGAAGAGUUUUGUUGUGGUAGCUGGAGAGUGUUCUGCGGGAAAGGAGUUUCAAGAGAAACUCCACAGCGCCUUGUGUUUGGAGGGCUGAGGGGUUAAUAUCUGUGGGGAUGGGUGAAAUGGAAAAAACAGAGGUAUAGGAAAUGAGAACAGGAAGACAGACAUAUAUUUUUCUCUUUAUCUGUACUAUGAAGAGAGAGGGGAAACAUUGAAAGAUAUACACUUAUUAGGCCAUAUCUCUAUUUAAUGAUUAGCAGAAUAAAUCUGCUGAAAUACUUGCAAGAAAUCCAUGUGCUCUUAUUGUUCCACUUAAUGAAGAUACAUUUUGUAGUGAUCUUCUUAUACAUCUGAUUCCACAGAAAUAACCUAGUCCAUAAAUGAUGUAACUAAAGAUAAGGGAGUGAGCAAUGAGUGAUGAAAAUUAAUUUUUCAGUAGAUAUAAAAAAUCAUGAUGCUCACGGCCAGUUUAGAGAGAAGAUGGACUGGAUAUUCAGUUAAUGAUCCUCUUCAUUUUAUCUUUUUAAUUCUAAUUCUGCCAUUCCUGUGUUGGUUUGCUGGUCUAAUGGAUGCUGUUGUGUUAGUUGUUAAUAUAUAUAUAUAUAUAUUUGCUAUUUAAAAAAUGGUUUAAUAUUGGUUGUCAGCUGCCUUGAGAAAACUGUAUUUUGAAAGAUGGGAUGGAAAUCUCUGAAAUGAAUGAAAAAAUAUAUUCCUUAAUUUUUACUAGUGGAAUGGUGUAUAUUAUUUCCCCUGAUACCUCAACAUUUCAAAAUGAUUUCCCCUUCCUGUUCAACAAUUGUUGUCAGCAGAAGACCUUAACUGGCUCUUGUCAAGAACUCUCAGCAUCCUAUGAAGUAACUAUAAAGUGAUUUAACUACUAAUAAUUUGGGGUAGUUACUCCAGAUCAAAAAUUAUUUUGAAAUGAAUGAGUGAGGAAGAAUUUCAAGACACCAGUUCCUUAAUUUCUUAAAAGAAUAGUAAAUCUCCAGGGCUGGAUAGGUUUGGUGUAGAAUAUUAUAAACACUUUUCAGAAAAUCUUACUCCACACUUACUGGAGUUAUUUAACAAUGUUAUUUUCAAGAGAACAGAUCUUAGGAACCUGGAGGCAAUCAAAAUUAAAUCUAAUUUCUAAACCAAACAAAUAUACUAAGCAUCUUGAUUCCCAGUGGCCAUUCAUAUUAUUUAAUAUAGAUUAUAAGAUUUUUUUUUACUACGAUUCAAGUAAAUAGACUAAAGAUGAGUAAACCUCAUUAUACUGACCUGAACUAGUCUAGUUUUCUAAUGCAUAGCUUCCAGCAGACCCCAGCAGUAUUUGCCUGAAUGUUAUUUUUUAUUGCAAAAAAGAAAAACUAUUUUUAAAGCCUUUGUUUGUGUAGAAAAUACUUUUCUUUGGCAAGUAAUUUCAAACAUGAAACUUGUACUAAAAUUAAUUAAACUUAUUUACCAGCACUAUACAUCUAAUAUUAGGGAAAAAUGGCUAUGGUUCAAAAUUUCUAAACAUUAUCUAGAGUUACUAAGGAUGAAUGUCCCCUCUCCCCUUUACUAGUCUUGCUUUGGAAGUUUUGGCAGUAGCAUUAAGAGCUAACAUUAAUAUCAAAGGACCUAUCACAAAAGGGGCUAAAUAAAUAACUAAAAGUUUAUAGUGCUGUCCUUUUUAUUAUUAUUAUUUAUUGAAUUUAUAUACCACCGUUCAUUAUAAGACCACAAGGUGGUUUACAACAUACAACACAAAUGUCACUAAACAACAUAGUAUCUGUAUAACAUACAAAUCAAGACAAUGAUAUAAAUACAGGUAUAAUAAAAAACUUACAUAACCCUAUAGAGAUUCCAACAAUGGCAAAUGCAUUUUUUUUUUAAAAGGGGGGAGAAGAAAAUCAGCAGCAGGGUAUCUGAUAUACUGAACAGUGUAGGAAUAUAAAAUCUUCUCUCAAAGUUUUUUUCUUAAUCCUAGGCACCCACAGGAAAUGGGAGACCCCACAAGCUUCAGCUGGUAGCUUUGCUUUCUCCUCCCAGUCACUCAUGCAUUUACAGAUGACAUGGUUAUAUAUGCUGCCUGGCGCAUCCAUUGCAGCUCCUUCUUUAAAAACAAGAAUGGGGAAAGUAACAGAAAGGAGCAGGUUUACAAAUGAAUUAUAGUAAAUCUAAUAUAUUUAAUAACAUCCUUCCUAAAAUACAAAGUGGGACGCGGGUGGCGCUGUGGGUUAAACCACAGAGCCUAGGACUUGCCGAUCAGAAGGUCAGCAGUUCGAAUCCCCGCGAUGGGGUGAGCUCCUGUUGUUCGGUCCCUGCUUCUGCCAACCUAGCAGUUCGAAAGCGCGUCAAAGUGCAAGUAGAUAAAUAGGUACCUCUCCGGCGGGAAGGUAAACGGCGUUUCCGUGUGUUGCUCUGGUUUGCCAGAAGCGGCUUAGUCAUGCUGGCCACAUGACCCGGAAGCUGUAUGCCGGCUCCCUUGGCCAAUGAAGUGAGAUGAGCGCCGCAACCCCAGAGUCAUCCGCGACUGGACCUAAUGGUCAGGGGUCCCUUUACCUUUACCUUUAAAAUACAAAGUAACAUAAAACAAUAAUUAAAAGUACUCAAUAGUCCAAAACAAUUUUGGUACUUGGGGGGUUAGUAUACCCUCAAAUCAAAACAAGCUUUAUCAAGCCAAUUGACUCUACCCUACUCUAUUGGGAAAAGAUGUUAAAAGUUGACAAAAACAACCUCUCAGUUUUAGGGAAAAUAACAGCAAUUAAAAUGCAUUCUUUAUUGAGAAUGCUAUACCCUUUUCAGGAGUUACCCGUUUCCAAUAAAACCUACUAUUGGCAAAAGAUAACAGAAUGUUAUAUAUUUGGAGCAAGGGAGAGAUCACAAACAAAGAAAGAUUUAUCUAUACGAACCAGUCUCUAAAUGAUGUCUCUUAGUUUGCACUAUAGGGGGAUGGAUGAUUUAAUAUUGGCAGGGGGAUGCCAGUGACCUGUUUUGUUUUGUUUUCGCUCUGCUACUUGGUAAAGGAGAUGUUAGGUCUGUGGUGCUCUAUGAUUAAUAAUGAUCACCCAAUGUGAUCAUUUUAAAAAGCCCUUUCAAGUCGACACAACUGAGAGCUAUCAAGUGACAAGCGAUCAAAUGAUGUACAACUAUGAGUGAUCCAAUCUCUCGUUGGAAAACACUUUGCGGGGGAGGGGAAUCUUAAUUUACCAGCCAGAUGAAGAUGGUUGAAACGUUCCCUCUUGGUCUGGCUGCUAAAAAAGCCUAUGAAUAAAUAUUAAUAAAGGGAAGGAAAUUACCAUUUCAAAUAUGCUGGAUGAAAGUGAUAGCUCUGGUGUUCUGUGGCAGUUAUAUAUUAAUUUAGCAGUGGCUGUCACAGCAAUAAUUCAGAGCACUUUCAUAUUUAGGUUCAGCUGCGUAAUUCAUUUUGAUCUCCCACAUUCAUCAAAGCAUUGUUUUUGUUUAUGUUGAUAUCAUGAAGCACAGAGAGAAGAGUACGGAAGAGGAGAUUCGCCCCCUGAAAGCAUCUCUAUCCCAUAUGCCUGUUACAGCAAGAUGCUGUUUUGCUCUAAUUGUAUGUAAUUAAUGAACAAUAAUCAGAAAGAUGUCUUCACUGUGAAAUCAUGAUUUAGUUUUAUUUUCUCCUAUCAUGUAUAAUUCAUUAAUCUCAGUACACAUUGUACACUUGCGCUAAUGCUGAAUGCAGAAGAGAGCGUUUAGUAACUACUGUUUAAGCUCAGCAUGCCUCUUAAGAAUUUCUUCAGCACAUUUCCAGUGUAUUCCCUUAUCAUUCAUUAAGUACUACUCAUUAAGUACCUGCAUUUGUAAAUGCAAAGGCGGCCAGCUCAAUCUCAGUUCCAGAUAAGAUGUCUCCAGACUGGCAGAAUAUAUUGUCAAAGUGAGUUAAUCAGGUGCUACAAAAAGUGAAGACUCAAUUGGCUGCUAAAGGCAGGUCAGAGAAUGGAAGUCUAGAAAUGACAAAUACUAGUAACAGGGCCACCCCUCUGGGAAUUCAUUAAUUUUGAAAGAGAACCAUAGGGAAGGUAAACUGAUUAGGAGAUAUCUGUUGAUAGCUGAGAUAUGUGUGUCCAUUGAGCACUCUGAUAUACGUAAAACAAUACAUAUCUUUCAGCAUCAGCGGAUGAUGAAGUGGAAGAAAGACUAGUGCAAAAUUAGCCAAUUGCAGCAGAAGAGAAAAUGCUAGCUAAAAGGAAGUGUGAAUGUCUGCACAGAUUGAAGCACAUUUAUACAUCCCUAGCUGGAAGUUCCUUUUACUCAUGAAUAGUCCUUUUACUCAUGAGUAGUGGGAAUCCCACUCUAGUUGAAAAAUAAGUGGGUGGUGGUAAGGAGACAGCGUAAUUAAUAGGACCAGACACCCACUGCUAGUGGGCUACCUUUACUGGAUUGGCACCAUCCACCACAAUCACCUUUUGCUACACUGAUGUGGAUGAAGAAAAAUGGAACGACAAAUUAUGGAGUGGGGGAAUCAUCAUGGAAUCAUUGUUUAAAAAUAUGAUGGUCUUAUAUUGUGUUUAUCAGCAGCAGCGAAGGCUUCCUUGUGGUUACUCAUCCUGGGAUGUAUGUAUUGAAGUUUUUAAGAAAUAGCAGGUUUUAUCCAGUUGGUGUCCUUGCACAACUGAAAAUGCUUUUGAUCAACUGGAAGGGAUCCUUUAACAGGGGGAGGGGUGUAACCCUCUUAAAAAAAAACAGUUUCAGAAGACACAGGGGCCCGAAGGGAAGAGGGGGAGAUGCAAAAAACUCUUCCCUCCUCUUCCAUUUACAGACAUCUCUGCUGGAGCAAUAGUACUAAGAGGACGGAUUCUAGUCUUGCCUAAUGGAAUUAACAAUUAAUAGAAGAUGUUUUUCCUUAAACUGACAGUCAAAUAAUCAGUAUAGAUGCAUUUCUGCAACACACACAUGUUCUAUGACUACAGUUAUAGGAUUUUCUUCCUUCUGCAAGAUCUAUUGUGUUAUUCGUCAUGUUAGAUUUUUUGGGGAAAUACUGAAUUUCAGGCUAAAAAAAAACUUAAAACCUCAAGUCCCAUGAAAGGAGCCAUAGGGUGGCUCGUUCUUCACAUCCUCCCCUCUCCCCCAACUCUGCUGCCAUGAUCAAUGUUGUUUUCCUUUUCCAAGCUGCUUUUAAGUUCCUAAAACAACCAGGAGAUCAAAGAGGUGCAGUUUGACCCAAGACUUCUUUUGCUUCCUUCAGAUUGAGAAAUGAAAUAUUGAUCUUGCCCCGCAUUCCACAAACAUUUGAACUCUUCUUCCAUUUCAGAACAUUCCAGGAUCUUUCCAAACAAAUGGAUGUAUCUUAUGGUACUGUCCGGGAUUCUGCGGUUUAUGAAUACUUCAAAGCAAAAGGAACAAACCCUCUGGAGCAAGACAGCACCUUUGCUGAGUUGUGGAAGACUAUCAGCAAGAAUAAUGGAGCUGAUAACUGCGUGGCAAAUCCCUCUGAAGGCAUCCGGAAGGUAAGAAUGUGGGCAUCAUUAAUUUACCUAUAGGAGGUUUGUGUUUAAUAUUUUCAUGGAGGAUAAAUCCGUUUGCUGUUCCGUAAAAGCAAUGAACUGGCAUUAAUAAUUUUUAAAUAGAUUCAAAAAGAAACCAUCUAAACCACAGUGAUUACAUUGCCAUUUAUUCUUCCCAAGAAAGCUGCAAAUCUGUUUGGAACGAGAUUGGUGUGAUUUUUUUGUAUUCUCUCCUCACCCCACCCCCUUCUGAAUUGAAGCUUGCACUUAGGUGACAAUCAAAAUCAUAUUGCCUUUGAUGAACCCACAGCAGGAGUCCAGGCUGAAUGGCUAUUGUUCUAAUCCAUUAAAACUUUCAUUACAUCCCUUGUAUUGUGAAUUUCUGAUUUCUACCGUUUUCUUUCAAAUCAGCGAGGGUGUUAGUCCUUGUCAUUUUAUGUACUGAGUCAGUUGCUAAGCCAGUGGUUUACAUUCAAGGUCUGGUCUAAAUUUGUGCUUGGAAUUUUGGUGUAAGGAUUUGCAUCCCACCAAAUAUAGCUUCACAGAACCUUUGUGUGUGGAAAUAAUUGGGUGGAUACUCAGCUAAGUUCUAGCUGCCAAAUGAAAGUUUUUCUGGGGGCAAGACAAAGACAACCCCUUUCCAUUUUUGUGGGUGGGGUGUUGGAUCUGUCCUGCUUCAUCUGUUCUCCCCCCAGAGCUUGCUACACAGCACUCUGGAGAGAAGAGGUUCCUUUUGCUCAGUUCUUUGCUUUUUAAAACAGGAUUCACCUUGCUGAGCUGAAGCUUGGAAGAUGAACAUACUGUGGGUUUGGCUACACCUAGCUGGUACUCAGUUGAGCAAUGCAGCUGCCACAGCAGAACUGUUUUUUUAUUUUAUUUUUAAAAUAUGCUGCGCAGUAAGGGAAUAAGAGGCUAAUUGCCCUGAGACCUGCGGGCAUAGGGCAAUAUACAAAUUUAAGUCAUCAUCAUUAUCAUCGUGGGACCAGGGCUUUGACUGGCCUGCUCACUGAACUCCCAAACUAUGCAGAACAUGGUGUAGCAAGGAUUGCGCAUCUUCACUGAUACCAUAGUAUGUAUAUCCCAACUCCUGUCUUGGUGCAUAUUGUUUCAUGCAACUGGGUUUGCAGUUAGGCCGCAUGGCAUAGCUGUUUCGGGUGUCCAGCUACGAAGUCAAAUGUCAUUAUGCAUUCACCCAUCAAUACAACUUUUGUUGGUUUUGGAGAUGUAAUUCCACUCAGUCAUGCAUUCCUUCCCCCAUAGAUUGGUUAGAUUGGUCUCAACUAGGGCCAGGGCCUUUUCAGUACUGGCCCUGACUUGAUGGAACGUUCUGUCACAAGAUACUAGGGCCCUGCGGGACUUGACAUCUUUCUGCAGGGCCUGCAAGACAAAGCUGUUCCGCCUGGCCUUUGGAAUGUACUCAGUUUGACCCUUAUGUUUCCUUCCCCUUAUGGUUUUGGGCUACUAUUAAAAUGAGGCCGCAUUUUAAAUUGUAUUUUAACCUGUAUUUAAAAUAGGUUUUUUCCCCUUUCCUUCCCCCUGCCUUAUGUUUUUAUUGUGAUUUUACUGGUGUUAGCCACCCUGAGCUCGGCUCUGGACGGGGAGGGUGGGGUAUAAAUAAAUUAUUAUUAUUAUUAUUAUUAUUAUUAUUAAUCUCCUCUACCAUAUACACUCACAUAAUUUUAAAUGCCUUCAAACGUUUGUUGCUGUUGCCAGAUUCAAGUGGCAGUUAUUGGGUUCAACGAUCAGAGGUGACUGGAAACCUCAUACUGAACCCUGUACUCUCGUGGCAUUAUUUAUUUUAAGUGUCAGCUCAAAGCUGGCACGUUUUGUCUAUAUGCCACAAGGCAAAGGGAUGUGUUCAGACUAGAGCAACAAUAGAGGAACCAUCUGACUUCUAGCCCUGUGGCAACUUGGAGACCCUUGUUAUAUGUGUACUUCCUAAUUUCUCCUGUGCCAUAUAUAUCAGUAUGAAUGGAAGGUAGAUGCCAUUGGAAGAGUACCGUACUUGGUAGAACUAGACAACAAAUGCAGAGAAUGUGGCACAAGUGCAAAAUAGUGAAAACAUCUUAGCCAUACCAUGGCAUCCCUCUUCCCUUGUGCUAAUGUCUCUUCUGCUAAAAUUUCAGUAAUUUUCUGGAAAUACUCCCACCCCCACCCCCGAGCAAUUUAAUUUAACCUCUAGCACUGCAUGCUAUGAGAGCAAAAAUUCUGUGGAAAUCAACAGGACAAAGAAAUGCAACCUAACGCUGCCUUUCUCUCCCCCGCCUCACCUCCUCUCGAAAGCCUGAUUGUCACAUUCAUUUUUUGAUGUUGAAAAGUUGCUACAAUGUGACUUUCACCUUUUAUUUCCAUGUGAUAAUCUCUCCUGAAUGUGCCCCCAACUUGCUGAGAUCAGAGAUUUGCCAUGUCUUUGGGAAGCUACGGAAAGCUGUCAUUCUGCAGGGCACAGCAAAGCGCAGAGCUCCUCACACUGUGUGCCUUCAAAAGAAAUUUCUCCACAUGAAAAUCACAGGCAAAAGUCACAUUGUAGGGAAUUUACCAUAUCAAGGGUGAGUGUGAGAACUAAAGCACGCUCCGUGAUUAUAUUGCAUUAAUGUAGACUCACCAAAAAGAAAGGAAAAAUGCAAUUUGUGUAUAAGGUUUAGAUUCCAGUGUGGAUGCUUCUACUCAAAAUGCAGGUAGAUGGUAGGCAAUAUAAAGCUCUCUAAGUUUUUCCUUUCCUCUGUUUUCUUGCUUUCAGUAUCCGUAGACAUUAUGCACCGCAUAAUUAUAGGAGCAGUGAGAUUAUUUAGCUUAAGGAGAAAGCCCUUAACAUUUGCCUGACAGCUCUGCAGAGCUGGUGUCAGAGAUCAGCAUUGUUAGGCAUUGAAUUAUUAUUAUUAUUAUUAUUAUUAUUAUUAUUAUUAUUCCCAUUGCCUGUCCCUAGAAUCUACUGGUCCUGUUGCUUCUCCUUUUUGGUGUUCAGGGCUGUUCACUUUCAGAGUGAGCAAGGAAGAAAAGAAGCAAUGAGAACAUGAGAAAAGCCUGCAGGAUCAGGCCAAUGGUCUAUCUAAUCUGGCAAGGUGUUCUCACAGUGGUCAGCAAGGUUCCUGCAGGAAGCCCAGAAGAGGACUCUCCCUUCCCGCAGUUACCAGCAACUGUAAUCAGGAACAGUAAUCUCAGUAUGACUUGCCCUCUUUUUCUCUUUGGCAGGUGGUUUCAUAUGGGCACUGGGGGGAAGGCAAGUAAAUGGGCAGCAGUAACAGCAGCAAGGGAGACAAAGAUGGGCCUAUUCAGAGAGGACAGCCUGCUGAAAACUUCUUGCCCAAGGGACCCCCAAAACUUGAGAUUUCCACUGCUGCUUUCCUUCAUAAUUCCCAAAUGCCAAAUAGAGAAAUUUAAGAAAUGGAAUCCAUACUGAACAACUUGGAGAGUCCUGAAGUGUUUGAACAAGAGAAGCCCUCAAGAAAUUAUCUUUCAUUCAUAUUCUCCCCCUCCACACACAGAGACAGAGAGCACUUGGGACUUGUUCAUUGAUGAAGUUUUCAAAAUUGUUAGGCUCUUUCCAAAAUACAGAGAAGUUAGAAAUUUCAUUUAUUGUCCUCUAACACAUCUUACUUACUAAAAAAUUCUGAGAAUUGAACACGCUUCCUGCUCGACCCAAAUUUGGGUCCCCAGCCCAGCUGUUGUUGCACUGCAACUCCCAUCAUCCCUGACUACUGGUCCUGCUAGCUAGGGUUGAUGGGAGUUGUAGUCCAACAACAGAUGGGGACCCAAGUUAAAUCCUCUGAAUUAGUCAGUCGUUUGUCCCAUGUACCAAAGAUAAAUGUUGGCAUCACUUUUCACUUCAGGUUUUUCCUGUAAAUACGAAUGGGCAGAAAUUACAUCAGUGACUAACACUUUUUUCAUUUUUAUGGGGGGGGGGGGAAAUGAUGAAAAGUCAAAACCCAGACCACCUAUUUAUGUUGCUUAAAACAUUUUGAUGGGCAUAAAACAGAGGUAAAUAUCUGACACAGCCCAGAAGUACUGCCAUUCUUCUAGAGCCCUGUGACUUCAGUUGUGUUUGAGCAGCUAUAUCGAUCUAACAUCAGGGAUUUUAAAAAUGUAAUACCCCCUAGGCAGUCAUUCCCAGUAUUAUCCAUCACAUAUCUCACUCCAUCCAUGAUAAUGCUUCUCUGUGCUAUGGCUGUCAUUGUCCUAUUGGAAAAAAAAUAUAUAUAUAUUUUUACAGUAAGAGACUUUUGCAAGAUCAGCUUCAAUUUUUAAAAAUGGGAUAUACAACAGUAGCACAUUUAACAUUUCCUUCACCUUUUUGUCUCUUUUCCAUAAACAUCAGUUUAGAAAAAGUGAACACUCACACAACAGAGGGUGGGAAUCAAUAAAAGUUGAACAAACAAACAAACAAACAAACGGCUGGGCAAUGAGCCAUCACCAGCGUUGUACUAAGAUACCUCUCAUGUCACUUACUACUUCCCAUGAAAUCUCUAUUGAAGUGACCCUUCGUUCAUUUCUUCAGCCCUCCAUAAUUGGGCACAACUCCCCCAUUGAGUCUAAAGAUGUACCAACCUGCCUUAGAGAAAUUUAAACAGUUUUAUCAAAACUGUUUUGCUUUCUCUCAAUAUCUCUCAGAUCUGAUUAACUUUAAAUUUUGCUUUGGGUGAAAUAUGGGCAUCAACUGGGGGAGAAGUGAGCCCACUGAAACCUCUUUUGGCUUUCCUGGAAAUGUCUCUGCUGGUUUGCCUGCAAAACACCAUAAAUCCCAUUCACUUAGGGCAAAACGCAGUGGCAACCGUAGUCUCCUCCCUGUUCAGAAGUGGGAAAUAACUCCGGUAUAGUAGACUAGAUGGUGCAGCGACUCAAUGUCUAGCGUUCCUUAUCUCGUGGUAAUCAUUUGCUGGCUGUCAGACAGGGAAUGGCAUGUGAUUGGAGCCAUGAGCUUAUGCGGAGAAAUCUUCCCCAGUGAGUGAAGGAGGAGCACAUGACACAUCACAUGUCAGUUAAAUCAAAUUGAGAUGCACAUCCUUCACAUGUCAUAGCCCUGAUGUGGAAGGCUUUGUCCUUGGGUUCUGCUUGGGAGAGUGAGUAUGUAAUGUAUUUCUUGUGCUACUAAACGUGUUCUGCAUCAUGAAUUUGAUUCUUGCACCAUUGAACUUGGUUAGAAACUUCCAUUGACUUUAAUGAGCUUUAGAUCAUGCCCUGAUACUCACAUGCCCCCUGAUUAGUUCACUUGCUGUCUGCUUUGCCAUCUUCAGCCUAGGGGUAUUGUUUUAAUUAGCUGUGGUCUUUCUGGGUCAGGUGCAUUAGUUUCAGACUUUUCAGCUCAUUUUCUCAUUACUGAACCCUUGGUGUGUGUGUUUUCUUUGCCUCUGAAGCUACCAAAAUAGGAGAAAGAACAAAGCUGGCUUUGCUCGAAUGCCCUGCACUGCAAAAGCCAUGCUGAAGCAGUAUAAUGCACAUCUGCUUAGGAGCUUUAUGGAAAAGAUCUAGAUUACACGCUGCCUUAAGGUGCAAAAAUGUCACUGGCAGCUCAGACAUAUACCCCAAAAUGGCUAAAAGCUAUAAGUGUAUGGAAUCAGGGUUUUGCAUGCAUUGCCCUAGCUAAACAGGAACUUUUGUUUUUGAUUCCUCAGUCCUAUUCUUCAAGGGCUGAAUAUACCGCCCCCCCCCCCUUUCGUGGCAAACAGCUGGUAAUAGGAUUACAGUUUCUUUUACAGAACUGCACACAUACAGCCUCGGAUGCUAUGUAUACCCUUUGUUGGGUGCAAAGAGUUCAGCUGCAAUCUUCAUAUGCAUAUGUCACCAUUUAACAUCCAUCUAUUAUGUCGGAUGCUGAAUGCAUGCAUAAGAAUAUAAAGAUACAUAUUUUAUAACCUAUUACAUAAACACCCAUUUAUUAUGGAUAGAUUUAUUUAACAUUCAUGUUUCAAUGUCACACGGGCAAACUGGUUGAAUACCAAUGCAUUCCGUUUUGGGAUUCGCUGUAGAAUUGGAAAGUUAUUUAAAUGUAUAUUAUAAUAUUGUCAAAUUAAGUCUGAUUCUUAAUUUUCUGGCACAAAUGGCUUUUUAAAAUUGCAUAACUCGGUCUGCUUAGCCCCAAAGCUUGAACGGUAGUGUAGUUCCAUUCUAAUACCUGGCUGACUUAGGUGCCCCAUGAUUAAACCCUGGCAUAAGCCAGGCUUAAUGUUUAAUAACAUUUUCAAAUAAAAUAUAAUGCUCAUAUUGUAUUUUCUUCACGGCUCACUGAGCGCUUUGGUUAAAACAGACAAGUUGUUUGUGUCAAAUACAAUGCCUAGACAUUAUAUAUAUUUUCAAACAUAAAUUAGCAUUAGCAAAUGGAAGCAACAGAGGAAAUGUUUCCAUGGAUGGAAACUUGACAUGCCAUUGGACUUCAGUGGAGACUAAUCUGAAAUGUUAACUAUAAACAGCAAGAUUUCUUAUAUUUUCAUUGGACAAAGCUGCUUGCAAUGAACUGCCAUUUUCUUAAAGGCAUGGGAAGGCGGUAGAGACCUAAAAGUUGUCGUACGAAUCCAAUCCCCACACUUUACCUGUUAAUUGGACACAAGACAGCCAUCAGUGUGAAAAGGCAUUCAUAUUAGAAAAGUAAAUAUCUGCCAAAAAAUAAAUAAAUCAUGCACAGACAAAUGGGAAGGAAGCACCUUUCAUGCCGUUUCUACCAGGGAGUUGUGAAAUUACAUCGGAUAAUAGAAGGAAAAGGCAUGAAAUGCCACCUUAUAAAAUAAAAUUACUUGACAAUGAGGAACGAAGAAAAAUUCCACACUCAUCUCAGUGACAAUUUGCAGGGCUGGCCGAAGGUGUUUUGCUUCCUGUUCCCUUGACACAUGCAGAAGUCGACUAGCUCAGCAGUUCAAUCUUUCUUCCAUUUAGGAGAUAGGACAGCAUCUUCCACCAUAGCUGAAGGCAGCGGUUAUGGGGCACACUUCGCUUUGUCCUCAGGUCCACUCCCUACUUCCAGAAUCUGCCACCUGACGCAGUUGCCUCAUUCUGCCUAAUCACAAGACUGACCUAAACAGUUUGCACAUGAUCGCUAAUUCAUGUGCUUUCUAUUGUCCUUUUAAAAUGUCACUGUUGUUCCGAUGUCAUAAUCCACUACUUUAUCUCUCAGACUCAUAACAUUCAGUUUCCUUAGCAGUUUUGUGAAAUGAACUUUACAAAAUACGCUUUUGGAAGCUUUAGGUAAAUUUGAGCAAUAUGUUGUUGUUUUUUCAGGUAAUCUAGCAAGUUUAAAAGGUUUUGCCUCAUUGUAUAAGCUUUGCAACUUCAAGUUUGCCUUGGUAGGUGCUUUAGAGUUUGUUUGGUUGUCUGAAUUGUUUUACUAUAGGAGAGGGUAGAGUUCCCUCCCCAACCCAGUGCAGUUUUUAGGGUGGGCAUACAGAUGAAGCCCGCAGAUAUACUGGGGAACACCUUUAGAGAGAAUAGAGCUGAUGUUUUGUAUUGAAAAAGGAUGUAAGCAUAUGUGAGCCACAAGGUUCCUGAUUUAAAUACUGCUUUAAUCAGAUGCUCACUAGGGAAGUCUUAGGCAAGCCACUACCUUUUAGCCUUGGCUCCCCAUCUGCAAUACAGAGGUAAUAACAAGGUUGUUAUAGGAAUUACAGACAUAAUCUAUGGGGAAAUAUUCUAUAUAAUUGCUAUUUAGUACUCAUUUUGAAUAGUCAUAAUUACUGUACUAGAGCUAAUUCUUUAGUUUACGCAUGAGUUCAAAAAUAUUAGUGUGAAAUCUCGCUGAUACAAUUGUUCAGCAUCAUUUUUCCCCCCGAUAAAGAGAAAUUCAAGGGUUUUUGGGAUUUCACCCAUCAUUCAGUUGAAAGGAGUUAAGAAGUAGCAAAUUUAUUUAGUACCUUUCUUUUGGGGGGUGGGGCUCUUAGAUGCCAAUAUCUCGCAAAUCCAGCACUUUCCCCACGAGGUUCCAUAUUUUGUAUGGAUUUAAGCAGCGAAUUUGCUUCUUGACUUCCAAGUAAUUUUGUUUUAUAAAUUACUGCUUGAGCCUUAAGUAUUUGAGGUGGCAUUUUAUGCCUUUUGAUGUCAUUUCAGAAAUUUCUAGCGGAAACUAUAUGAAAUAUGCUUUCUUCCCAUUUAUCUGACGUUUUUAUCAAUAAAACACCCCUUCCCUUUCCUCCCUUUGCACAUUAGGCUGUCUUCCUGUCACAUCCAAUCAAACAGUAACAUGCAGGCGCACCUUUGAUCAAAAGGUGAUUAUUUGCAGAAUCUAAAAUAUAAAUACCUAAGAACUUUCAAUUUCAAAGCGGGGGAAUGAGAAUGUCUUCUUCAUGCCUACCACACUACUAACUGAGGAAAGAGAGGUGUUUUCUCUGCGUGUCUGAAAAAUUGACAUAGGGGACAUGAGAAACCCUUAUUUGAUUCCCUCCCCCUCUUUCUUUUUUCUUUUUCUUUCUCCUCCUGUGAUGAGGCUACAUUUUAAUAUUUUAAUGUUUCAAUAUUUUAAUAUUUUAAUGUUGUAUUUUAAUGUUGUUUUUAAGUUGUAUUCAUUCAACUUGUUUUUAUUAUUGCUUGUUAGCCGCCCUGAGCCCAGCCUUGGCUGGGGAGGGUGGGGUAUAAAUUAUUAUUAUUAUUAUUAUUAUUAUUAUUAUUAUUAUUCAGGGGUGUGAACAGGAUUUUCUGGGCCCAAUAUGCUGUGAAUUGGGCUCUUUGCUGAAAAAAAUGCACAUAAAAUUUGCAUGCAUAUGUCAUAAGCAAAUUUGAACCCUCUUUUGCAGAUACAGCCAUAGAAGGAGGAAUAAAAUGGCUACUUGUAAUCAUAUUUUGCUUCCUUUAAACAGAGUGAUGCAUCAUUAGACUAUAAAGGGACUUUUUCUGGGUCUCCCCUCUACCCCUGAAAAGUAGUACAGCUCCAGUGCUUAAACCAAUCUUCAUCUGGCCUAAUUAUCACAUUUUUGGAUUCAUGAGACCCACUUGUGUUCAACUGAGCUCCCAGUUUGUUGUACACAAAGGAUCCUCUCGCCAUGAACCCCAUUAAACACACAGAUACUUAUUUUUGAAUAGACAUGUAUACCAGUGCACUGUAAGCUAACCAUACAGUGAGUUUUUAAUAAGUGCCUGGAGUUGUCUAAGCAUCUUUGCAUAUAUAUUUUUCAAAUUUUGGAGUGAAGGGGUGGGUGACAUCCAAUUGGGGGGAACCACACACACUUUUAGGGAGUGUUGGAUCUCAAACUGUAGAGAUUCCAAGAAAAAGAUAAAUAAAAAUGCAGGGGUGAGGAAUACUGCACUGUUUAUGACCUCAGGAAUUCUUGUCUCCUGGUAUCUAAACACCUCACUUGUCAAUCACAGUUCUGACUUCACUCUGGCAAAAAGCACUGAAAGGCAGGAACAGCCAUAUUGGUUCAUCUGCCAGCACAUUUUGGUUCUUAACUUCCUUUACAGGAGACCAAUCAGCUUACUUUUAAAAAUAAAUAAAAUCCCAGAGUCUGAUGCUUCUGCUGUCUGUAGACUUGGUACAUCUGCACCCCCAUAGCCCCUCUCAACAGACCUGUCCUAAUCCCUUAUUGACUAAAAUGUUUACUGAAACUUUAUGACUUCUGUCUAAGUUCCUUGAAUGUUUUACCUAGAGAAGUAGCUAUGAAUUUCAUUCCAGAUGUUGUUCUUGCGACAUUUUGGUAGAGCAGUAGUAAAGACAUCUAAAAUUAUGGUCGCAAUCUUCUGUUUAAUGUUAAAGUGGCAGAGGAUAGUUGAAAAUGAUCUGUUUCUAUGGUGCAGGCCAGAGUCCUUUAUAAGCUAAAACCUUCGUUAUUGAUAUUGAAGGGGCCAGUAAGCUUAAUGGCUGCAAUCCAGCACAGAGUUAGGCGCACUUAAACCUGUGGAUUUAAAGGGGCUUAACUGUGUUUAUUGUGCUGGAUUGUGGUCUAUUUUGUUUCUCUGCCAUAUUCUCCAUGCAGCCUUCAGUACCGCAGUGCUUCCUUGUUUUGAGACUCAGACUGGAAAGCUUCUGAGAACAAAAGGGAGACAUUCCGCCUAGGACACAUUCAGCUUGUACCGCAGAGGCUGGAAGAGCAGUAUUCUUCUCCGGGCAUUGGCUUGUAAUGGAAAUGGAAUGCCUGUGGAUGAUAAUAUUUCCCCAAGCACCUAUGGUGCAGAUAGGAGGCAUACUGUAGAUAGGGACUAUCAUUCCUGUCAGCAGAUUGCCGGCUCAAGAGAGCCGGUGACAGUAAAAACCCUGAAGCAAGAGACAGAUACAAAAUAGAUGAAGUAAACAUGUCUGGUGCAACCUUGUCUCUCAGGUUACAUUUGCUCCUGGUUUUGUCUCUAUUUAGAAAUAACACAACUAAUGCCAUGCUAUGCUAGUGGUUCAUAGGCAGGACUGGGCCUAUUUAUCACCCAAAGCUAUAGGUGGCCAAAUUCUAGGACACCACUGGCAGACUAAGAAGGGUUUGUGGCACAUCUGGAUAGGAGUAGCACGGUCUAUUCCACAGGUGGUGGGCAUGUCCCCAAAUAAAAAAAAUUGGGACAUGAUCUAUGAAGAACUAAAAAGACUGCUAAAACACACAUUUUUAAAGAAACCUGAAGCUUUCAUAUUAGGCAUUCUAACGAUAAGCAUCCCAAAUGAAAAUAAAAGAGUGUUUCUUUACGUGACAACAGCGGCUAGAAUGCUAAUACAGUGGUACCUCUGGUUACGAACUUAAUUCAUUUCGGAGGUCAGUUCUUAACCUGAAACUGUUCUUAACCUGAGGUACCACUUUAGCUAAUGGGGCUGCCGCGCUGCCAAGGCACGAUUUCUGUUCUUCUCCUGGGGCAAAGUUUUUAACCCAAGGUACUACUUCUGGGUUAGCGGAGUCUAUAACCCGAAGGGUUUGUAACCUGAGGGUUUGUAACCCGAGGUAUCACUGUAGCAAAAUACAGUAGUACCUCAUUGUGAGUCCGCCCCAUUUAGCGUCCAUUUCAUGGAACAUCCACAGCAAACCUGGAAGUACCGGAACGGGUUACUUCCAGGUUUGCUGCUCGCGCAUGCGCUGAAGCUCAAAAUCGCUCACGUGCGUGUGCAGAGCAGCGCUUUGUUGAGCGUCCCUUUCAUCGAGUGUCCGGGGGCUCCGGAACGGAUCCCAGACUCAAAACAAUGUAUCACUGUACUGGAAAAGUGAGUUAAUACCAACAAAAGACGGGUGGCAAUUAAAGUUGUGCGAGUCCCUUGAACUAGCCAAAAUGAUAGAACUAAUAAGAGAUCACUCAGGCAACAAGGUAAAAAAGGAAUGGGAUUGCUUUAAAAACUACCUGACAAAAUAUGGUUCCAAAGCAAUACUUGGUUGUGAUUAAUCUCACAGAUAUGUACUUGACUAAUUCUUUAUCAUUUAUCAUUUAUCUUUUUUCUUUCUCUUUUCUUUUUAUAUUUUUACUUUUAUGUAUUUUUUAUUUUUAUUGUUGAAUAUUUGGAUGUAAUGCUUAAUUCAUGCUUUCUCUGUAAUUUUUAAAAAUGCAAUAAUGAUAAUAAUGAUGUUAAUGAUGAUGAUGAUGAUGAUAAUAAUACUGGAGUAGGAUGGACUACAGCCUGGAUUUGCCUCUCCUCUGCUGUGUUGCCGUUUGCUCUCUGGCACAGUACGCUAGGGGCAAAACCACAGUGAGAUGCAGAGGGCUGCAUACACGCUGUAAAAGUGCAGUGGUAUCUCUUAGACUGCGGAUCUGGCAAAUAUCACAUUUGCCCAAAGGGAAAUGUGAUAGUCGCCAGAGGGAAGGGCUGUAAGUCCAAUGGUAGAGCAUCUGAUUUGCAUGAAAAAGGCCCCAGGUUUCAUCCCUGGUUUCUCCAGGGAGGGCUGAGAAUAUUCCUUGUUUUGAAAAAGCCAGUCAGUGUGGUCAGUAAUGUGCUUGAUGUACCAAGGCUUCCAGUGUUCCUAAAGCUUUGGACAACGGUGGACACUUUUGCCCAGGUCUUCUCAUUUCAGCCAGAACUCAGUCUCGGUACCUCUCAGGUGGGCGCCAUUACCAUUAUAAGAAAACAAGGGAGGUGUUCAUGCUGAGUUCUGGCACGUCUUUUUUUAGAACAACAGUACUGCUAUUGUCUGUUCCUCACAACUUUAUCAGUAUUAGCCACUCUUGUCAGGUUCAGAGGAUAUAGCUGUGGAAACCUUGACCAUUUUGCUCAGGGAAGGAAGUAGUAUGCCACCUUCUUCCUGCAACAAGUUGUCCCAGUUCCAGAUGUGUUUCAGAUCCAUCAGGCUGGGGUGGCAAGGAAGACAUGCAGGCACUGAUGAUCAGCUAUAAAGGCUCAUUGGCUUAGCAGGGAGGCUUCAGAUGACCACCCUGAUAUUACAUUGUUCUGAUGGUGCAUUCAUGUUUAUGCCAUUAGCAAUUAUCUUGUCACAAUUCCAUGCACAAACAUAGAAUUAAAUGGAAGUAUAUGUCAUAUAUACUGCAUCAAGAUUGAACAGUUUUCAUUAUGGGUUUGCUUUUGGGACUCCUGGUCUGGCCUUCUUGUUCCCUCUGUGAUAUUUAACAAGGACCACCUUUGAUUCAGUAGGUGUUUCAAGACCAAAUCCUUGACAGCUUUACUUCCCUGUUUAAAGGCUAAGAACCUCAUUUUGUUUUCAACAUUCUGUCAUUUCUUCACUCCUCACUUUUAUCUUUUGAAAUGCCAUCAAAGUGUUCAGCAAAUAUUUGUGACCAAACAUCUUUAAGGGAAGGUAGUCUAAUUACCGUUUGCCUAGAUCUCUAAAACAAAGUUGGCUAAUCCUUAGUUCACCCCCCCAUUUUUUCCUGCUUCCCUUUAAGAUCCUAACAAUUUUGGUGGUGCCAGCUAGCAGGGUGUGGUGGGGAGAAGACAUAGUGCUGGGGUGGGCACCCUAAAGCAGAUGCAAAUACCCCCUCCUCAGUCAUCAGAUCUAUCAUUUGAUGAGCAGAAAGGGGUUAAUAAACCCUCCCCCUCAGCUAAUCUGCAUGGUUCUAAGUAUGUGUGCAUGCACAAGAGUUUGGGGUGGCCACACCCACCCCUGGAAUGAGGGACCUGGAGGGUUGACCAAGGGUCAAUGACUGAAAAAAGACUUACUGUUGGUUAAAGGUGGAAGAUGAUAAACCGCUGGAAUGGGAUUUUCCUAUACAGGGGUGGGGGGAGAGAGAGAGAGAGGGAGGUGGCAAAGAUAUUCUGGUUUUAUAUUGGUUUUUACUGAUAUGGUUUUUCGCCAAUGAAUUUUAGAAAUAUUGGUUCCGUGAGUGAAUGGACUGACAGUUCUCUUUUGGAGUCUUCUGACACACUGCACAGAACUACAUUUCCCAGACUUUCUUGGGGAGAGGAAAUUAAAUGAUUAAAUCAUAGUAAGAGCCAGUCUGAACAUUAUGGUAAAAACAGGUGCUGUGCAUCUGGUUCCCCCUCUGCAAUGACUAAUAGAACCUGUCUCGUAGUUAGGUCAAAUUCCUGUGCUUGCCUGUCAUCGGCAAGCGGAAGCAAGGAGAUGCCUUGUGCUGUGUGACGUCGGGACAUUGUGUGGCUUCUACUGCAUGUUAAAGAGACUGAUUCAUAUAACAGCAGUUUUAGCACUUGGCAUUUGAUUACAAUAACAACUAAUUUGAUCCCCAAUUCCUGAUGUAAAUUUGCAGAACCAUAUGCAAGAGAGAAAAAAACACCCAAAAGAAAAAGAAACAUCCAUAUGCCUUUUUUUGCAGGGGGGAGGGCGGGUGUUCUUAUUUAAUUACACAUUCAAAAUUAUUGCUUCCCUGAACCUGAUGAGAAAACAGAAAUGAUCUAAACUUCCUUUUAAUAGCUUGGGAGCCUGCAUUUAUGAUUACUCAUUUAUUUGCAUUAAAUUCACCAGCCCAUCUGUUCCACUGUGCUUUGUACAUUCACUGGAGACUUAAAAACAUAUUACUUAAAUGUAUUAGGAAGUCAAUGAUUACUUUAACCAAGCAAAGCGAUCGGGUUUCUUCUCCCUGAAUUCCCAUCCAGAGACAUUUCUUACAUCUUAUGUUAACGAAAAUGAUUUACAUUCCUCAUGCGCACAGCAUGCAGUCACUGUUUGGAAUCCCAAUUAGAACUGACAUUUGCGGACGAGAGAUGUGUAGGUGUGUACUAAUAUAAGUAAAUAUUAGCCACAAGUGAAACUCGUGGGAGAAUUUGGUUCCUUUAGCCUACAAUGUCACAAGAGAAAAGCUUCCUUAGAAUAACUAAACUUCUGAUAGUUGAAGCACGCUACUCUUUUCUGAAAUGAAAUGAGGCUUGUUUCAUGCUUUCACCCAAAAAGGUUUACUUUGUAACAGGAAAAAAGCACACCACAAAAUUUAAUGAAGAAUUAAAGAGUGUUAUUGAAUCUAUUAACGAAGUGUAAGUAUAAAACAUUAACACUUCCCGCACCUUCCAGGUAGUGAUGGGUGAACUAGCCUUGGCUCAAUUCCAAAUUGGCUUGGCAUUCUUAGAUGGUAUUUUGAAGGAGUUGGGGGGGGGUGCCUGUGUGAGGAUGCAGGAAGCUUGCUUAUUUUCAGAAAGCUCCCUCUCAGCUUAUAAUGAUGGAUUUCAGAUAUGGAUGGUAGUCAGCCGCCACAUCUCUGCGGAAAAGCACUUGGGAGAAUUGACCCAAAUAAUAAAACGGACCCCAAACAGGCUUGUAAGUUUUAGUUUCACUUGCUAUUUUCAAAUAGCAUCUCUAUUUUCAGUAAGUUUUCAACUCACCCUCAAAAUCUUGGGUUCCCCCCCCAAAUUACAGUAAAGCCCACCAAGCCUGGUUUUUAAGGCUCCAGGAAACUCUGCUGCCCCUGUAGGAUAAGCCUUCAGAAUCAGGGAGUUAUCUGAACCAAAGGAGUCCCUUUAUAUAUGCUCUGUAAGGACUCCUCCUACCCCAUAUGAUAGGCAAGAAUGAUGCCCUAGCACCAAUCCCAGAUCUAAGGUUAGUUGCAUGGGCAGAGGGAAGGCUUACAAUAAGGAAGCUCAUCCAUCUACUCCCAUGAUUUGGUUUUGUACCUGAACUAGCCAUCACAUACUUACAAGAUCCUUCACUUAAUUUAGCAGGACACUUAAACAGUUCUUGCAAGUCACUCAUAUGUAGAAGGUAUGGGUGGGGGGCAUACCCUUUUUUUAAACAUUAUCUUGGAAGGUUGUGGCUCUCAUCUCUCCCUCGUAGUGGCUACUUUUAUUCAAGCUGGCUAGACAUAAUUGGUUUGAUGAAAUGGUCAUUAGGGCCACUUUCGAUACACGAACUAGAUGUCUUUGACAAGACAUAAUUUGCUCUGUCUUUCACUUACUGUGUUACUGUUUCACACAAAGAGAGAUUUCGGCAAGUCACCCCAAAUUUCUUUCAAAAACACAUUGAUAUAUGAAUAUGACAUUGAUAUGGAAUUUCCCCCAAAAUAAAACUUGAGGUGAAUUUUAGGAGUCCUUCUACAUUGGAAAGCCACUUCCGCCCUGCAGAGGAGGUGGGAUUGCGGGCGUCACGGCCCCACCAAGCGCGCUGCGACUGGAGCCCAGCCCCCGCGUGAUUGGGGGAAUUCCCAGCCACAUCACCCCCUGGUGAGCUAAUCGGCUGGCUCCAGAGGUGAGCUAAUCGGCUGGCUCCAGAGGCAUGGCCUGCCCUAUUUAAUACAGGCACAACUGGGGAUCUCCCUCUUUUCCCACCUACCAGCUGUUCCUGUUUUCUCACCCUCCCGCCCUUUAAUGUUUUUGUUCCUUGACCUUGCUAUGGACCUUGGUUGGUCGCUGUUGAGGGGCCUGGUAGGAAUUUUUCUUUUUUUAAAAAAAUGAUAUUUAUUAAAGUUUCAAAGAAUACAAAAACAAAAAAUAAAAAUACAAGAACAUACAAAAUACAGAAAAAAGAAUAAAUUUUUUAAAAUAUAACAAAAAAAAAAAAGAGAAAUAACGAAAGACAUACAAGAUAAAAACAGUUAAAAACACGUUAACUUUCCAUAGCAUAUCUUCCUUACCCUUAUUUCCCCGGACCUCCUCAUACCUCCCUUUUUUGUAUUCCAGUUCAGUUUGUUAGUUCAGCAAAUCCUUACCAUUAAGCUUUUACCCAUUUGUAAACCUUUUUUCGUAUCUCUGAAUUUUUCCACUUGGCAAAUUGGCACUAGCCACUUGGUUUUUGCCUACCUUGUAGCAAAUCGUCACAAUUUUCUGGGUAUUGGCGGUUAGGCUAGUAUAGUUCUGUAGAUGGAAGAGGGGAGGAAGCGCCAUCACCUGCCCUGCAUAUUGAAGGGUAGUCUGAUAAAGGAUUCCAAGGGGGGGGGGUGGUCCUGCCCAAAGCCUAUGGAGGUGAGGGCCUAAGGCACACCCCUAUCGGUGACCCCGGGGGAGUUCCUAGUUGAUGUGCACCAGCAGGACUCCUCCACUGGUGGUUAACCCUUCCCGGACUUCAUGCGGAUGGGCUGAAGCCGGAUGUAGUAGGUUAGGACCAGUGCCUAAGCCAAUACUGCUCAUCACCUGUAACCAAUAAAGUUGUGGCCUUAUUUAGCCCAAUAACCUUAAUAAUUGUGUCAUGUGUCUUUAUAUCCCCUGGGGGGUGGGCGGGAACUCACCAUGCAAUUUUACGUAAGCCACAUUAAUUUGUGAGCCUCUCUCUCCCCCCCCCCCCCGCAAAGUGAAAUUUGAAGCAACUUUGAAUUGAUAGUUCUGCUUAGCUUAAACAUAGAUUGGAAAUUAAGGAGAAGUUAAAAGAAUGUUGAUCUUGGGAAAUUUCUUGUGGCUUUUUUUUUGGGGGGGGGGUUCAUAUACAGGUAUGUUACCACUAAAUGUUACACGGUGAAAAUAGAGGUGAAUUUGAGAAGACCUGGGUCUGGCAAAAUGUAUUUGGUGAUUUUAAGGCAUUCUUAAAAUGCAUGUAUGCCACUACUGUGGCCUGUGUUUCAUAAGCUCAAAAAUGGAAAAUGAGUGAGGUCCCAACUAAAGAAGAAUGACAACUUAAGCUUACAGAAUAUGCACAGGUUGCAGACUUAAUAUAGAAUAAGAGAACAAGAAGAACAUAUGUUUGGAGAAAAAUGGAAAAAAAUUAUUGAAUAUAUGGGGGGGAUUGUGUACACUUGAAAACAUUGGCAGCAGUAAUAUAAAUUCAGCAGUGUAAAUAAGUUUUGAUGGAUGUAAUAAUGGAAUACUGAAUGGUUUAGUUUUUGUAAAAUAUGCAGGGAUUUAUGAUAUGCAAAAUGAACCAAGAAGAAGGGAAGUCACUGUUAUUUUAAAGAUGUUUAAAUGAGUACUCUAAAUUGUAAAACAGGGGAAAAAAUUAUAUUAAAAUGAGUAAAAAAUAAUUCUCUGUUCAAAAACUGAUAGUUUUUGAAAGAGAAUGAUAACAUUCUAUCAAAGUUGAAGAUGUGUCUGAAAGUUUUGUUCCUUGUUUUUACAGGCAAAGAAAGGCAACUACGCAUUCUUGUGGGACGUUGCAGUAGUGGAGUACGCGGCAUUGACGGACGAUGAGUGCUCUGUGACAGUCAUUGGAAACAGCAUCAGCAGCAAAGGAUAUGGGAUAGCGCUCCAGCAUGGCAGUCCAUACAGGGAUCUCUUCUCCCAAAGGUAAUACAAAAGUGCUCGGGCUUGAACCCCUUCCCCAAGCCGAGUAUCCCAUUUGCUGGCAUUUAGAGCCUUGGCUAAUCAGCUGCUUCUGGGUGAAUAUCGCUUGUAGCAAUGCAUUUCAGUUCUGUCGCUUCUUCAGGGUCACAGGAUGGCCCAUCUGGUUUUCAAUUCAGGUGAGUAUGGGGGACGCAGGGACAGAGGGGCAGUCCAGCUCUUUCUAAAUUAGGACUAGUUCACAGGCGAAGAACUGUGUGAGAGUAGAAAAUCAUGGCUACAAAUUAAUGAAAACUGUCAAGUGGGGAAUAAUCAGUGAGAAAUGUGUGGUUUAUUAUUCUAUGUUCAAAGAUAAGCAAAUGAGAGGUGCUCCUAAGAGCCACUUUACCUUUUUCACAGCAACAAACCCAGGUUUGCUGCUCAACAGGAAGCUGCAGUCAACCCUGUCUCUCUAAUGAGUAUACCUGUAUGAUAAUAUGUUUCUGAGCACCUUUUUGCCACAUUCAUAAUUCAUGCUUCUUGCUCUGCUCUUUAAAAUACCAGAUGUAUAUUUCAAAAGCAUAAUGGGUUGGAUCCAGGCUUCUUCUACUAGCAGAAAGAAUAAUUUUUUGACGUUCUGUGAAAUCUCCUCGAAAAUAAAGUAACAGAGGACCAGAAUUACCAUUUCAUUAGGGCAAGUCCUGAACAACAUGUCACCUUCAUAAUCAAUAUGUGCAAUAGUGAUUGCAUUUGGUUUAGUGUGUCUUACUUUGGAAACAACACAUGAGCAUUCCUGGAAGUCUGAACUGACAAUUUAGGUGGAAAAAAGGAAAGCGGAACAGGCGGUUACCUUGCUGAACACCACUAGCUUAUAUAAUUUAUCCUGGGAGUGUGGGAUUGCAUCAGGGGCACAUGGGGAUGUUUCCAGAAGCAGGAAAGGAAGCAGAUGGCAUAUGUUAUGGUUUUCACUCUGCAGAAAUACUUCUAUUCUUCUGUUCUAUAUAUGAUGCUCUUAUAUUCACUCUGAUCAUGAUAAGAUCAGGUUCAAGAUGGAUCUCCCUAAACUAUAAUCAAGUAGCACUUGACUUAUACCAGGGCAGUUUUGGGGACUAUCCAGGUCAGUCAGAGCUUUUGUCUGUUGUCAUCCAUCUGUCUCAAGUGUGCCAUUGAGGGUAACGCCAAAUAACUGGAGAGUUACAGUGCCUGUUGUGGCUGUAGAGACAAAUAUGGUGGAGACAUGUUUUAUUGUAGCUGGGGCAGAUUUUGUACAUCUUGUGCAAAAUGUGUACAUGACCAAGCCUGCGUGAGUCAGAGCAGCCCAGUCUUGAUUAUCUGUGGAUCGCCAGGAUCUCAGGCAGGGCUGUUUGACAUCUUCAGCUAUGUGCUAGUUUAGGAUUGGCAGUGCUUCAAUGGAAAAUAAUUCCCCACCACACACACUUGAAUUUCUGUUUCCCACAAUCUCUUUGGAGGAGUACAAAGCUGUUGUCAACGACUGGUAUGAUCCUUAAACAGAAGCACUCCUGGAGAUUUAAUCAUCAGAGCAUCUGUAUGAAGUUUGCAGUUUUUGCCUGUGGUGCCUAAUUCAGGGGUUUUCAUGCCUGUCAGUUGUCAAACAAAAUGGGGCUAUGAAUAUGUAAGGUAGUGCUCUCUUAAGUCUUGCUGUGCUGAUAUGCAGUACCACAGAAGCUGAUUGCAGGAAACCAUGCCUAGCUCUGCAGUUACCUGUUGGCUUUUGUUUGGGGGUCAAGGCUGCUUCCCAUCCCAAUUCUGCCAGUGUCCAUUGUUUUCUGUGUCCACAUCUCACCACUCCAGUGCGAAAAUCUGGCUGGACAGGAAUUUGGCAAGCAUUGUUAAUCUAUCCAGUUCAGUGUAUGAUUUGGAGCUCUUGGGACCUGGAACUAUAACAAGGUCAAUUUAAUAAACCAAUGGAAAUGAUAGGCAGGAGAACAAAGAAAGUAUGCCUGUUCAGCCCUCUCAUAGUGUGUAGGGAGGGGAUUCGCUAAAUGGGGCCUGACAGGUUGGGGGUUCUCUGCUGUACCUUUUCUGGCUAUCAGAUUUAGUAUCCUAAGGUCUCUUAGUCAAGCCUUUCUUCAUGCGCUGUUUUGUUGAGUAAGGGAGUGGCCAUCGCUGCCUAUAAUGGUUUGCACAGAGGCCAUUAGGACUUCUCCUGUAGUUGGAGACCUAUUGCACCCCUACCCACAAGCACAGUGUUUGUGUGCUUCAAAAGCACAGCUUGAUAGUGCUUGCUUCCUCUAACUGGUCACAGCUGGGGGUUGCUUUUCAACAGAGAGACGCUUCUGAACUCACAUGUGAGGCCUCAUUUGUACUAAGUAAUGUUCUCAACAUUAUUUUUGACCAUUAUGCAUGGCACCAAGAUAAUGCUGAGGAAAGACUUGUGCCACAGUUUGCUGAACAGCAACGGUAGCACCAUUUCCACCCCACAAGUACAAUGGUGGAUCCAACCCAAUAUGUUGAGAGGCCCUUACUUAUUCACAACUUUCUGAGUGUGUUGUUAAUAUUGAUUCCUGCAAAACUUUACAGUGUUCAUAUUUCGUUCAUUGUACAAUUGGGUAUACAUUUUUUUGGUAGCACAAACCUUGCCGAUUGUCAAAUUUAUAUUCUUCCUUUGCAGAUUUCCUCUGUGCAAGCUUUCCUUGUAGAAAUAUAAUGCUUGUGGUUUUCCCUAAAAUGAUCUCUGCAGGAUCUUAGAACUACAAGAAGCUGGAUACUUGGAUGUGUUCAAAGAGAAAUGGUGGCCACGAAUGGGACGCUGUGAUCUGAACAGCCACACCAACGCACAGACGGAUGGGAAGGCCCUGAAGCUUCACAGUUUUGCAGGGGUCUUCUGCAUUUUGGCAGUGGGCCUGCUCCUGGCCUGUUUGGUGGCAGCCCUGGAGUUGUGGUGGAGCAGCAACCGUUGUCAUCAAGAGACACCCAAAGAGGUCCAUAACUUUUAUUCUUAUCACAAUUAAGUGUAGAGAAUGUAAAACUUACAUCAAACUGAAGCUGUGGAAAUCCAGUUCACUGGAUUACAAUUGCAGAUAAUUACAUUUAAGCACAGGUUUCUUUCUUUUUAAAAAGUUAUAUCCUUUUUCCAUAUUUUUUUUUAUAAAAAAUCCCUAAUGUUUGUGUUUUAUGGAAGGUACCAAAAUGUCAGCUCUGGCAACUAAAGUCCUGUAUUUAUUUAUAGAGCAGAUACAGCCUGGGCAGCAGCAGCACUGCAAACAUUCCCACAUUGCCCCACCAUUGUGCCUCAACCUUGCCAUGGAGAGACCAUCUUUAGGGGUAAGAGAGUAGCUCAGGCACCAUGCCUUUGGCCCCCUCUGUUAAAACUGACAGACAAGGAUGUUUAGGGCUGCCUUAAAUACACAGAUUCAACACCUCCUGAUUCUUGCAACAACAACAAAAAUCCCAUGUUUACCUGCUGGCCAAGCCUGCACCACAUGUCACCUCCUCCUCGACCCCAAGGACUGCUUUUUGCCCUUCUGGUUUGGUGUUAAAAUACUUGACCUGGAAUAUGGGAAGAUUGAGAGCAAGUGUAAGGCUAUUUACCUCACUUGGGGCCCUUAUCUGAUCUUUUGGUUAAGGCAAUAGAAGCAAUAAUGCAGUCACCAGGUGACAUGAAUCUUGAGUAACAAGCUAGAUAGGUCAGGUGGAAUCUAGUGACUUCAAACCAUUUAAUAGUUUAACUAUAUUUUUUUUAACUUGGGUAUACGCAACACAUGAUUCACCAAGACAGCUCAAAUAUAGUCAUGUAUUGUGAUCUCACAGGAGCUAAACAACCCUUCCUGUCCCAUUUUUUUGCAGUCCUAGGUACACCACAAGAGCAUGAGGUUUAUUGAGCUUCUAGUAGGGUCUGUGUUCAGCUUGGUGAAUGUUUUUUUGGGGGGAGGGUGCAUAUGAAAGCCACUGAACUGGUUGUUUGUGAAAUGGGGACUUGAGUAAGGCCUUUCCCAGGUGUCUUCUGCCACCAUGGAGAGAUUAUUUCAUUCCAAGAUGUGAAGUCUCUAUGGUAGUUAGUUGCUGUUAGCUGAUAAAGCAGUCAGAGAGGGAUUGCAGAGGAUGAUGUCAAAAUACGGCAGCAAGGAACUUCAGUAUGUUCCCAUGUGCUCUUAUGUAACUCAGUUUUCUUUGUGGAGGAAAAUAUCCCUUUACAAAGGCAGUGUGGGAGCAGUGCAUAACUAAGGCAAGCUCUUUUAGAGAAAUAUGUAAUGCUGUUUUCCUUUGUUUGAACAGAUGAAUGAAUCUUUAUUCCACUCAUUAAUAACACAAUAAAUCAUUCAGGCCCCAUCACUGGUUGAUGUCCCCCCCACUUCUUGUCACUUUCUAAAAAUAAUACUCUUCAGAGCUAAAUGAGUGGCUUUUAGUUAAGUAUCUCUUAUAGUCAGAAUAUGAAAUUGCCUGUUAUCAAAGGUUUUUCUUGCAAAUAUUUCAAAGCAAUAAUAAUCAACCUGUCAUAGCCAUAUCGUGCAAAGAGACAGCAUCUGUUUGCAUCCAUUUCAAUCUUUAACAACCUCACCUCUCUGUUGGGCUUUGAGACAUUAAGGCACUUUAACCUUCUUUUCAUCUUGAACAGAUGCUUUGUACCAGAGGGUUAUGACAGCAGCCACACCCCGACUGGGGAAGAAGACAGGGCCUAUCACUUUUAAUUUUUAUUUCUGAAUAGCCAGAGUGUUGCACUAACUGACAUGCCUACCACAUACAAACUGAUGGGAAGGCUUAUAUUCUAUAAUGCUACUUGUCAUUAACAUUCCACUUGUCUGGAUUUCUUACUUGUUCAUUCAGUUUUGUCCUCCAAGUCUUCAGCUACCAUGCUUCACAUCCAAGUCAGAGAAAUCAUUUUGUAUGUAAGUCCACUGUGCAUUCUUUUCAAAGGGAACUUUUUUUUGGUCAAAAAAUAACUUACUUAAUUUGCUCACGUAGCCAAGAGCAUCAUGAAUCCAUUUCUUAUUCACGAAGAGAUGAUGUGUGGAGAAAUCCAUCUAUGGGCAAAGACACAUUAUUAGUAUGAGGGCUGAAACCUUUAGUUCGUUCAGUUAAUAGUGAGUGAACUAAAACUAAAUUGAACUGAACACUUUAAAGUUCGGUCUUCUGCAUGUUCAUGGCAGUAGGGAUGUUUGAGGAAUUUGCUCUUUGUGGAUUCCGAUUCAAAGUAGCCUCUUAGACAUACUGUAGAUAUUUCUUGAAUUUUUCAGUUCUCCAAAAUUGUGAUGCAGUUCUAAGUUCAAAAGACACACCCAAAUGUGUAUUAUAUAUAUAUAGUGUGCUUUGGGAUUUAAAAAAAUGCAUACUAUGAAGUAAUAAAAAAAACUAUUUAGUGAGAAAAUAGAUUCAAAAAUACCAUUCAAAUACAAGUUUUCAUGCAUUAUUAUUAUUAUUAUUAUUAUUAUUUAGCAAAAAACCCCUCUGCAAAUUAAUGAAGAGGUGGGACAUAACACCCUUGUGAAACUGACUCAUGAAAUAAAUGCUGAUUUGCCCUGUCAGUGUUGCCCAACUUUCAGGGCACAACUAGACAUGAUGUUGAAGAAAUAUAUAAACCAACUGUGUCCCAGAGGUUGUUUUUUUUAUCUGAAUGCGGUGGGACAAGGCCUCAUACAGAGCUGUGGAAAAUGUGGCAGUGACAUUUCUCUCCCACAGCAUUUUCCUGACUGAAAUUUCCCCCUGUGGCUGCUGUUUGUCCUGUAGGGAGAAACCUACAGUGCAGUUUUAAUCAGACAAGAGAAUUAGAAGUAGGGGAGAGAUUAAGUUGUUCUGUCCCCCAGAAUCAUCAUAGCCCUUGUUCUGUUAACUUUUUAAAAAAUGGGUCAUGGAUUUCCUGCAUCAAAUCUACUUUCCCUAUAUUUGGGCAAGUAAAUCCAUUGAAGAAAGUAGGAACCGUUUCUGAGAAAACUUUGAUAGGAUUAGGAUGUUAGUUGAUGGUGUGGUGGUGGUGGGGAGGCAGCCAGGGUUAAUGAGAACAAUGUUUAAUUGAUACAUUUAAAAGUUAAAUGUUUAGACCUUUUGUUCUAGAAUGCCACUUUAAAGAGAGAGAGAAAUGUAUUAAGGAUUGUCUUUCUUUCCAAGGUUCACUCACUUCACUAUCUCAAAAUGGCACCUAUAAUGAAUUAGCUGUUGGUGAUACGUGCACACUUGUAUAAAUUGAAUCCGUUAUUGGUUGAAAUGCAAAAUAUUAUUUAUAAUCAGUGGACAGAUGACCAAUUAAAACGCAUGCUUUCUACCCUGCAUUUCUCACCACUUCGAACAUGGAGGGUUAUUGGUGCAAAAUGGAAUUGCUGAUUUAAUUCAUUCAAAUAGGGCCUAUUUUACAUCUUGCCAAACUGCCAGGUACAUUUUUCUGAAAGGUGUGCCCAAAGUGUAUCUCACACAACAGCCUUCCUCAGAAGUUGCUGGACUAUAACCUCCAUUGUCCACAGCCAGAAUAGUCAAGGAUAAUGGGGAUAGUCCAACAACAUCUGAAAACCUAAGACUGGAGAAAGCUGCCAUACUAUGUGUGAAUAAUGCACAACUUUUUUAAAAAGUAUGUCUACUUGUGGAUGCACAUGUACUUCAAUUCAUUGUCUGAAACCAGUUUCAGACAUUUUGAGCUGGCAAUACAUGCACGGCCCAUCACAGUGCAUUUCACUCCUGCCUGUGUUGUGCUGGCGGCAGCCAGGAAGUCGCGAUGUAUUUGCCAGCUUGCCCAUCUGCCUGUCUGCAUGUUUGCCUUUGCCCAAGCAAGUUAGGCGGGCUGCCUCUUUCCUCCCGGUCAGUCGCAGAAAGAAUGAGGCAGCCCACCCUGCUUGCAGGCAGGCAGAUGGGAGAGAACCUUCUCAGGCUCCCUCUGCUGAGGCCGGGACUGGGCUGUGGAGGGAGCGAGUCACUAGGAACUCCUUUAACUGAGCAAGCAGGAAGCUUCCUUCCCUUCCUCCUGGUCGCUUCUCCCUCCCUCCCGAGCCCAGCCACUUUUUCAGAUGUUUUUGGUGUUCGGGCAUUGUGAUAUAUCACAAUGUUGAAAACCAGAUACCAUCCAGCCCUAGUCCUCAGAAGUGGUUUUUAUUUUACAAGAUAUACCUGGAGUAGCUCUACUAUUUUUGUAAUAUGCAAAGAGAUUUUGAGAGGCAUUUCCUUUCAGCCGUAAUAUCAAAGAGUGCCACUAUUAAAAAUAAUAUAAUGAAAAGUCCUACCUAUACAAAGUUCUUACAAUGCAACACAGCGGUCAUAUUAUUUCCCCAAGCACACGUAAUACAAACUAUGCCCCAAAGUUGUAGCCAAAUACAAAAAUGAAUGGUUAAAUAGAGGUCAACUUCUUUUUAUAUCAAGGUAUUCAACUCUCCAUUCAUUUGGGAAGGGGGCUUUUUCGCCAUUCUUUGCUGUUUCUCAUUGUUGGGAUUCUUUCUUUGUCUGCUUCUUGCACAGAAUUCCAAUGGGCUUCUGAUUGUGUCCAGCUUCACUAAUGCUUUGGAAUCUGCAGUUUUGCUAAUAGGACUGUCUCUUGGAAUUGCCAGAGCCUAGUCAUUGCUUGCUAAAUGCUCUCUAACAUUGCAAAAUGCUAACCACCCAUUUCUAAGAUCUGCUUUGCCAGCAAGUAGGCACUUUGCAUAGCCUACGCUCACUGGCCACUGUAGCAGUGCAGAAUUUCAAUCAACUAUGCCCUGCAAGCACUGCAGGGAUCUUACAGCCAGGAUUUUAAGGCAAACCAACCAUGGAAGAUUUGAUUGAAACAUUUCGGGGGAAUUUCCUCCUGGGGAGUAUAUUUUUAACCUAAGUUCAGUAGGAGGUGAUACUUUAAGAAAUGAAAAAUGGAUUAAUAACUUUGGGUAGAUCACAGAAACAGACAACUCCUCUCUAAGGUAGUAUCUAGGCAGAGGAAGCCACUUUGAUGCUGAUCAUGGCAUGACUUGCAAGCUAUUGCCUUGGCUACUUUUAGGUCUGAGAUGGGGAAUGUGUGACCUUCUGGAUUCCCACUUCUGUCAGUACCAGGUAAUAUGGCUCAUGAUCAGAGAUGAUGGGAGCUGUAGUUCAACAAUACCUGGAGAGGGACAGGUUCCCCAUCAUUUAGGUCAUUGUUCCAUCUUGAGAUUAUGGAUGGUACUUACCAGGGCUUUUUCAGCUGGAACUCAGUUCCGGCACCUCUCAGGUGGGCGUCAUUGCCAUUGUAAGAGAACAAGGGAGGCAUUCAUGGUGAGUUCCGGUACGUCUUUUUCUAGAAAAAUAGCAUUGGUGCUUACAUUUAUGAAGUUCCGAGAUACCUUACAGCUCCCUAUCAUCAGCUUGUUAUUGAGUUUUCGCCUGAUAACGAUAAAAAAUAAUGCACACUGAACCGUCUAAACCUGUCCUAAUUAAUAAUCUAAUUUACAUCAUAAUUUUAUAGCAGUUCCUAGGGAGUCCCAGAAAUUACUAUCAAGGAGAGAGGCCCUCGGGCACAUUUCAAGCCAUCAAUAAAUCCUAUUUUGCAAUCUGUUGCGGCCAUCAGUUAAAACAGGGUUUUUAUGUAAUCACAUUGGGAAGGUAAGAUGUAAAGGAGGACAGGUUCCCAGUACCUUUAUUAGUUGUGUGGAAAAGGGACUUUCAACAAGGCCACCUUUAAAUACUGUACUGGAUUCAGUUUUGCUAAGUAUCUUUCCCCACUCCCUAACCUUCAUUUUCCUGUGUAGAGAAAACAGCUGUCUGUUAGGUCUGCUGCUAUUAGCAGCUGAAAGCAACUUGUGUUUGCCUAACUGCUCCUUAUCAGACCAUGUGAAAAACAUUCUUCUAGAAUGUCUUUUGCCUCUUAGCAGCUUUCAAAGGGCCAAUAGUGAGAUUAGCACUGCAGGAGCUAAAAUACUGGCAUUUUGUUAUUGUCAGUGCCUUCACUCAUCUUCCUGCAAACCAAUAAUUUUUUGAAAUCAGUGCACAAGGCUCUAGUGUGCAAAGCUUUUGAACUAGAGAUGACCUGUUCCUACAGGUUUGCCUCUGGCACUGUAGGAGUGUCAACCAUUUUUAAUUUUUUUUACCUUUUUCUUUUUACAAGCCUAACCAGGUUUACAUGUUUUGUGCCUUAUUGUGAUCUCUAAUGCCACAACCAUCAUAAAUACAAUUUUAUUGGUAUUUUUCAUGAAUAUUUUAAACUGCCUAGAGCUCUUUUGUUCUAGUAAGUGGUAUAUAAUGUUUGAUGUAUCAACUAAAAGAAAACUUCCCCCUUUCAGUGUAUUUAGCUUGAAUAAUACCAUAGCUGUUAAUGAUGGGUGUAUUCUAACCUACCUCAAAACAUUUGCAUCCUAAAAACUCCUGCUGUCUUAGAGUCAAGCUUCACAAGUGACAGUCCCAUGUAAUGUAUCCAGUGAUGGACAGUAUCACUUCAAACUGUGUGUGUGAAACGUUUGAAUGAUCCCUCCUUCUGAACAAAAAAACUGUCUGCAUAUUUAAAGCAAGUAUGCAAGGGAGAAGGACAGGCUACAAGUAUCUCUCAAACAUGCUGAUUUUGUAUUUGCAAGAAAUAUUUCACGUAUGAGCAUUCAAUUAUUUGAUCUUUCUCCUGUAUGUGAGGUGUGAAUUGCUCUCACACUUUGUUUUAUUUACUGAAAUAUUUGCUAGCAUCUCUGCAGCCUGGGCUCGCCGAGUGGUGCACAGCAUAAAAAUGAAAAUACAAUAAAUACAAUGAAUUUGAUCACCCAGCAAAUUGCACUACAAAUUAGCAUAAAAUCAUAAAAACUAAAGAAAAGGCUAGGGAAAAUUAUUCACCUGGCACUGAAGAGAAACUGGAUAUUGGUGCCAGGUGUACACUACAGAGCUAUGUUACUUGCUGAUUGGGCUCCUCAAUAAAUGGACUAAGUUGGAAAUACUGUUCUCCAUGCAAUCUAAAGUAGUAGAGUCCAGCAAGGAAUACAUUGCAUGGGAUUUCUGAUCAUGUAGAAUAGCUGCCAGAAGGAGGAACAUUCCUUAGGGACUGAAAAAAAUAACACCACAGGUUCUGCAUAAUGGUAGCCAUUGUGUACCACCUGGAUCCAUUGUACUUAGGCAUGUAUCACCUCCAUUUUUAUUUUUAUUUUUAAAAAAAGCACAACUGGGCCAUUCAUGCACUUUCAGAGUAGAAAAUUAGCUGAACUGUUUUGGGAACUGGGUCCUUCCUCCUACUUAAAAAUGAAAACACUGAAGACAGGAACCAUGGUGCUCUCCAGAUGUUGUGGACUCCCACCAUCACUUUGGCCAUGCUGGCUAGAGCUGAUUGGAAGUGUCUUUCUCAACAUCUGCCAGACAACAGGUUGACAACUCUCAACACAGACGAUCACAGGCGUUGGCAAACUUGACCCUCCAGAUGUUUUGGGACUACAACUCCCAUGAUCCCUAGCUAGCAGGACCAGUGGUCAGGGAUGAUGGGAACUGUAGUCCCAAAACAUCUGGAGGGCUGAGUUUGCCUAUGCCUGGACUAUUAUCUCUCUCUUUUUUGCCAUUUCAUCACUGUCUUCUCCCCCAACCCACCCUAUUGCUGGCUGUUUUUCGUUUUACUGUUUUGUUUUUUCCAACUUGUGUUCCCUAUUCCAUGUGAAGAAAAAUACAAGAUUUUAAAUAUAUAUAUAUAUUCCCCUUCAUUGUAUGUUUAUAUUUUACAUUGCUUUUUAAAUUAUUAUUUUUAUGUAUUUCAAUCACAUCUGAAAUCUGUGUACUUUUUUUGCUAAAAUUUCUCAUAUAAAUAAUCAUCUGUAUGUAUCACUGCAUUGUACUUUAAUUUUCUAAGAUGAAAUAAACUUUUGGGAGCAGGAAAUAAUAAUAAAAAAUGUCACUGGCAAUACAGGGCAGUAGAACAGUAGUACGCUAGCUACUACACAGGGCCAAUUCACAUCUGCAGCCUCUUAAAUUUGCAUUGCUUACAGUCCAGUCCUGUCUACAGACUGUCUACUCAGAAGUAAGUACUCCAGAGUUCAGUGGGGACUCAGAGUACAAUGGGGUUUGGUAUGAAAAAAUGUGUUCACUAGGAUAAAUUCACACCAAAAUGCUGGUGAAUUUUUGCGAGGAAAUUCACAAAUUGUGGCAGAAAUCUAGAGAGCAGAAUUUAAGAUUUCGAAAAAAAUGAGAAACUGGGAGAACUAGCAGGUCCUUCCAUCCCUAAUUGCAGCCGUAAUUGUGGUUAGAUGACUGAGAGUUUGAAUUUAUCACUGAUUCCAUCGGAAAGUAAUGUGUUUGAGGCUCUGUAAAAUGGUCACACGCACUGGAAGCAAGUUAUCACUUGUUAAACAAUGGCCUGUAUUCACUUAUACUUACUAAGACAGAUUUCUACCCAAACAAGCUACCUUGGAAUGUGGAAUCUCCUGUAGAUUCCAGAGUGUAGAUAGAGAAGAAUGGAAGUCAUUCUACUCUUCUCCAACACUUUUCAGAGAAAUAUCAGCUUAUCAUUAGCUCUUUACUACCAUCUGAAUGGAGUUCCAAAACUACCAUGCAAAUAGAACUUGAAGAGCUGUUGAAAACCUGGCCAUUUGACAAACAGUUUUUUUGUGAUAGGUGGUUGGAUAAUUCUCGGACAUACAGUCUUAAAUCAAGGUACUGAACUGUUUAGAAAUCUGGACUACUCUAAUCUACCAGCAUCUCUGUUCCAGGGGAAGAGUGAGGAAUAAGGGGAGGGGGUGAUUUACGUGUUCCCACUGCAACUUUCCAAUACACGAGACAAGGAGGGCACUGAAUGGCCCAGCCAUGUUAUGAAAUACUAUGAGUUAAGCUCUGUACCAGGCUUAACUUGUACAGAGAAAAUUAUACCAAAAUAGAAUCCUGUUCCAAGCAAAUGGGACAGAGCUGCCAGUCAUCCAAACACCUGCCGACAUGCACACAAUUUGAAAUACUUUCCUACAUUGGCCUCAGUGGUUACUGUGAGCCUUCCUCCUCCACCACCAAAUAAACAUAUAAAGCACUCCUACAAUGUAGCACGAAUUGAGAUUACCUAAUUUAUUGGUGAAAAUUGUAUACUUCCUUUUCCCCCCAAUAUAAAAUCCUUUUUCGGUAUCCAAAAUGGUGAAGAAAAUAGCAUUUUAAGAGUAUGAAGUACACCAAAAUUAAAAAUGAAAACCUCCAACAGAAUCAGACAAAUUAACCUGGACCAUGCCAGUCACUUUCAGUACUUUGGGUGCAUUUUUAGUGUGAUGUUUAUGUCACAAAUAGGAAAUAUCUGAAUUAGCUGGUUGAAGGCAAACUCGUGACUGAGUGCACAACUCCGCCAAAAAAAUCAGAAAUGGAAGGCAACCAGGUCAUGUCACUACUAAUUCCAGGCCAGGUCACACGGAAAAACAUAUAUGGAUUUGUUUGAAUGGUUUUACUCAUAUCCCAGAUGAUAUGUACUAUCAUUUUAUUCAUACUUACUUGGAAGCAAAUUUAUCCAGUGGGGCUUAUUUCCAAGUAAGAGUACAUUGAAAUGCAAUGCAGGUAUAGCUGAAAUAAAUCAAAACCUGCUUUGAAAUGACUAUUUCACGUCAUGUGGCAUGUCAGUGAUGGGUGUGAUUCAUCAGCAAUGAAAAAAUACCAAGGGUAACACAUUAAUCUGAGAAAAAUAGAAAGUAUUUCUUCCACUCCCACCGAAACCCCAACACACUUUGGGGUGUGUCUGGCAUAUGCUGAAGGGAUGGGGGGAAGAGUUCAAAUAAAAGAUGCAGACAUUUUGCUUACUAUCAUCAGUGUUGCAUGACAUGGGUAUGCCAAUAUCUGUCAUCACUAUGUGUACAUUUCUUAGAAGCCACACUAUUUGAUCAUUUCCCCCUCCCUCUUCUUCUUCUCUGUUUUUUUGCCCCUUGGAGAUUGCCCAUGAGGUGAGGCUGGGUCUCAGAACCAUGGUGAGCAUUUAUAAAAUCACACAUAUAUAUAUAUAUUUAAAAAAAUAAAAAUCUAUGCUUGCAGUCACUCCCUGAAAUCUCCAACCUUUCCACCCUCCCUGCCUCUUUUGUUGCCUGUAGUGAAUGCACACCUCAACUGCACAAAGCACACAUUUCCUCAGUCUACAAUGCUGUCAUUUCCAAACAAUUUCAUUUUCAUACCUCUUGGCAUGAAAAUAAAAAAAACCCUCAUGUGAUGUCACAUUUUCCUUAAAAAUGUUAUUGUACAUCCUUUUUUGCUGCUUUUUAUCUGUAUUGUUCUGAGUCAGUGUCAGACCAUUGAUGCAUCGGGCCAGUACUGUCCAUGCCAACUGCUUUGCCAGGCAUAGAUGCCCUUCCCAAACAGUGCAACUGAGUUCCUUAUAACUAGAUGUGCCAGGGACAAAACCUGAGACCUUCUGCAUGCCGUGCACGUGAUCACCUACUGAGCUAUAAUCCAUUCCUUAACCUUACAAAACCGACUACUAUAUAUGUAUAGACACACAUUCAUUGCUGCUAUUGGAGAUCUCCCUCAAUCCAACUCUAAUUAAAGGGUGUGCAGAACCACAGGAACUCCUCAAGGGAAUGGGCCAGUCUAUCUGAAACCUGGCUUGGAGUGCCCAUUCAUGACUGUUUUGAAAUUCCAGCUGCUUAGUUAAUGCGAAAAUACCUUAAGUAUAUUGGAGUACAAUUCAUUUUCCUCAUGUUAGAGAAAAAAACAAUCAUGUCUUUGAUUAUGUCUGUAAUUCCUGAUGAUUCAGUCUGUCAAUCCAGGUUUCUUUCUUGUGGGAAAGUAACCCAAUGAAACAUGGACUCGGUGAGCCCCAAUGAUGUAUUUCCCCCCCAUAAAUGCAAAGCAUGAAAAUGUUUUUCCUCUGUAAUUUGAAGAAUUCAACAGAAGCCUAUAGAGUUGCAUUAAUGCUAGUGAAAUGUAUCAACAGGUUCGACAUGCUGUUUGGUUGCAGUUGGAGUUUGGCCAGAAUGAAAUUCAAAGCAAAUCUGAAAGUCCUUCCUCAAGUGAGGAAUUCCAAGGGAAUUUAAGCCCAACAAAUUUCAUCUGUGGGAUGAGAGUAGUUUCAUACAUCCCUAAUUUUAGCUCUUCCACCUGGCUGUUGGGAAGUAAUUAACAUGCCAGGUUCCCAGAAUACAGAUAUUUUGGCAUGAGGAACACAUAUUUGGAGGUCUGUAAGGUUUCAGCAGGCUAUCAGAUGCAUUUUUGUCACAGCAGCUAGAAAACAACCUUUGCUAAAAACAAUGUUGACUCACACCGGGAAAUAUUGUCAAUUAUGCCAACAAGGCCUCAUUUUUAAAAUUUGUUUUGCUUAAAAGCCUCACUAUCGAUCUUAGUUAGGCACGGUAUAGAGAAAACAGAAAGAGAAGCUGUCUGUAUCUCAUAAUACUACAGCUCAAGGGCAUCAGACACAACUGACUAGGGCUGGAUGCAGGACAAACAAAAUAAAGUAGUACUUCACACAGCACAUAAUUAAUGCAUGGAAUUGAUCGCCACUAGCCUAGAUGGAGCUUGUCUAUUUAUUAUUUAUUUUUAAACAAAUCUACUUUGUCUAUUUCCCCAAAGGAGCUCCAGACAACUAGAAUAGUUCAAACAAAACAAAACAAAACACAGCAAAAUAAAAUUUAUCAAAGGUUAGAAGGCAUUAUGGUUAUAUGGAAACUUCACAUUCUGAGGUAGCUGCUGGCUUCUAGUUGCUGGGGAGCAACAAUAUGAGAGAGCUUCAAGCCAUGUUUGUGGGUCCUCUGGAGGAAUAGGAACAUAGGAAGCUGCACUGAUCCAUCUAGCUGAGUACUGUCUAAGCUGCCCGGUAAGCUUGUAGAGAGGCAAGCUUGCCUGAGUCUUUCUCAGCCAUGCCUGGAGAUACCAAGUACUGAACCUUUGAUUUUGCAUGCAACACACUGCCUGUAGCACUGAGCUAUAGCCCUUCCUUAUCUGGCUGAAUACAGUGAACAACAGGAUGCUAUGCUUGAUGUACCUUUGCUCUGAUUCAGGAGGGCUCGGCAUACGCUUUUUCAUUUUGCACAUGGUUACUCAACAGUAUCACCCCCCCCCCAAAGAAAACAAUCAAUGGCUACUUGGUAAUUAUUAUGGUAUGGGGUUGCUCGUGCAUAAGUUGCCACCUCUCCUGGCUAUGUUGCCUUGUUAAACCUUUCUGUCUGGACAGCCCUUCAAUUCGUGGCUGCCUCAGUCGCUAGCAGAAUCCGUCAGUGGGUGUUUCUUAAACCUUUUCCAACAUAAAAGUUGUUUGACACCCAGUCUCCUCCUACUUUCUCUGCGCGGAAGUCUUCUGCGCAGGGAGGGCGUGGGUAGCGGAGGACCAGUGCUCUCCCCGCUGGUGUCCGGUGAAGAGUCUGGGAGCCCUCUCGCCGAGUCCCGCAUCUGCCCCUCCUUAUUCCUGGUGUUGCACUGAAUUGCUUCCCCAUCUGCUGAGCUGCCUCUCUCCCUGCUGGGCCCUUCUCCAGCAUCAUUUGAGAGCCUUCCCUCCACCUCUAGCUCCGAUGUCAGUUCCCUGACAGUAGUGCUAUUGCCUUCUACUGCUCUCAUCUUGUUUGAAGAUCAGCAGACAUUAAGAAAUCUGUUUCAAGCGACCAACACCAAAGCAUCAGGGUGCUGCUUGGUAUUUUCUUAGAAUUUCAGACUCACCAGCACUCUGAUGCUUCCCAGAAACACGAGACCACGUGAGCAAAGGCAAAAUAACAUCCUUUCUUUCAGUUCUGCUUUUUAAGUACGAAAAUAUUUUCAAGAUUAUUUCCUUGCAAAAGGGAUUGUGCCUGGUGAAAUUAUCUGAAAUUAUGUUGUGGUCAACAGUUGCAUUUGGUUUACCUUGUAGGAAGGUACUAGUCAUUGUGUGUGUGUGUGUGUGUGUGUGUGUGUGAGAGAGAGAGAGAGAGAGAGAGAGAGAGAGAAUAUGAUAAAAGGGAAUUGGCCUAUCUGAAUGCUUUCUAUAUGACUAUUAAGAAUGUGCUUCUGUGAGAACAGUAUGCUGGAUUAGCUGUGCCACUAGCAUGACCCAGGCUCAUUUUAUAGCCGGUCCCAUGUCAGCAGGGGGGCAUAGUCGGCCCACUGUGUCACUGUCCUGGCUGCCACGCCCUGCCCAGUCGGCCAACCAAUAGGGCUGGUUUGUGGGCGGGGCCAAGCCACAUUCAAGUGUAUGUGACAGCCUCGUGGCUUCACUCUGUUGCCCGUCUUGUGUCUUAUUUAUCCUAAGUGGGCAGAGGGUCCUCGACUCAUAAUUCCUGUUUUCAUAGAAGUGGAUAAAAUUUUUGGUCAUUGUAGUUCCCCCCCCCCAAUGGAUUAUGCAUGCCAAAUUAUAAGAAGAUACACUGGGUGUGUGUGCAGGGCACCUUUAAAUUUUGAUUUUUUUAAAGAAAGGCUUUUAAUUUUCUGCCAGAAUGGGAGAAGACUGCCAAAUUGAUUGAUGCAAUGGUUCUUUCAUAAGGGCAGACAUUAAUGUUAGGGUUGUGACAAUAUGAAUUAUUGGGGGCAGGAGUGGGGGAAAAGAACACUGAUCUCUAGGAAAGACUGACGUGUGGAACAUCUCACUCAUAUCUCACAAAGACCCUGUUACCUCAAAGCAUUCCCCUGAAUUUUUGGAGAUACGUGGAAACGUCUCCAUUGAUUUGCAUGGGGGAGGGAGGUAACAGAAAAACAGGAUCUAUCUCCAAGAAAAACUGGUGUGAGGAAAAAGGAAGCCCAGGAAGAACUCUUUUUACCCAAAGGUUCAUUGGUUGUGGGAUUCUCCUCCACCACCCAUGAAUUUUUCUUGGGCUGAGAAAUCUGUCCACUGACUUGCAUUGGGGAAUACAUAGAUCACUGUGAAAAACUAACAGUUUAAAAUCCCCCCCCCCAAUCCUUGUGAUUGGGAAUGUCUUGGGGAAAUCAUUCACUGUGAAUAAAACCUAUACCUAUGUGUCAAAAUGAAAUAUUCUCCCAACUCACCUCUCGGGAUGAAGGACAAAUUGGAAGGCAAAACUACAUAAUUCACACUUCCUGAAACAAUGUACAGUGGUACCUCGGGUUACGAACUUAAUUCGUUCCAGAAGUCCAUUCUUAACCCAAAACUGUUCUUACCUGAGGCGUGCUUUUGCUAAUGGGGCCUCCCGCUGUGCCACCAGCACGUGAUUUUCAUUCUCAUCCUGGGGCAAAGUUCGCAACCUGGAGCAACUACUUUCGGGUUAGCGGAGUUUGUAACCUGAAGCAUUUGUAACCUGAGGUACCACUGUAUUGUACCAAAAUAUAGCCAUCCUUUGAUAUUUGCACUUUCCUGAAUUUUGCAAUACAGUUCUGCAUGUUAAUGAAAACAAUGUACAAAGUUGCAGGGCAUAAGGUGAAAUCUUGCAAAAUGUGUUGGGCAAACUUCCCUACCAAAAACGUGUGCAAAAAUUCACAUUAAAAUGUUGAUGAACUUUCAUGAAAUGAAAACAUGUGUGCCCUUAUGGCUGGAAAAAGGAGCAAUGGAAAGGAAGCAUAAUGGACAGAGUAUCUCAUCCUUACCACCUCAAGCUCUGGGCAUUUCCCCAGUUACAAGGCCUUUGGACAGUCAAGGAGACAAAGCCAUUAGAAAGCUUAGGCAAUGUCUGAUGCACCUUAUCUUUCUGAAUCGAAUUGUGCCACCAAGAAGGUACCAUAGGGUGCAUGAGAAACCUUUUCCUGUAUUGUCCAGAUUUGCCUUGUUAUUUGGGAUGCCUACAGAGCCAAUGAGCACACCUUAAUGGAUAGGGCACAGUUUUAUUUAUAUUUGAAUAACAGAUUCAGAAGAAACGGGCAGGUCCCAUCAUAGGCCUCUAUAGAUGUACAAUACUGAUUUGAGAUCUUCCCACAUGAUCCAUUCAUCUCAUAUCAUUCCAGUAUUUAUUUCAAAUGUUAUUAUCCAUCCAUGAGGAACUGGCAGCUAUAUUUCACCCAUAACAUGAUUUGACCCACAGCAAGAAGACUGUAGGGAUUAAAUCAUUCCAUUGCUUCUGAAAUUGAAGUGUUCGUGUAAACCAAAAGUCUACCCACCAUAUGCCACCUUUAAUUCACUCUUCUCAGACCUUACAUCUGAAAAUGACAGACACAUUGGCUAAAGAGACCCUUUCAUAGUCUCUUUCAGACUGCUUCAUAUGUUCCAAGAAGUAGUGAAAGAAUAUAUAUCUAGAAAUUCCUAUAUGUGUUUAGAUUUCCAUUGUUGCAUAAAAAUAAAUCCACCACAACAGGGGGGGAAAUUGUCAUAUAAGACAGUUAAAACAUUUGAGCAGAAGCUUCCUAGCCAAUAAUAUGCCAGUGUACAACAAAUAUUAACCCACUUGCCUAAUAGCUGUUUUGUUCACCCAUAACACUCUUUCCCCAUUUUGGUUAUUGCGCCUUUCUUUAUUUUACUUUGUAUCAUCAUUUCUUUCAAACUCAGAUGUUUUGUCUUGCUACCUUAGCUUGGGCUAACCUAGUUGCCCAUUCCAACUUUCUUUACAUUUACACUCUACUUUCCAGCAAACUAAUGGUUGUGGUUUGAGGAUCACUACCUCCCAUCCAAUUAUUACCUUGUCAAUUGUUCUUUUCUUUUCCAAGCUAUAGUAACUUACUCUGAAAAUAGCUUGCCUUGCACUGGCUUCUGAAGCAGAGUAUGUUAAUAAACUUCUUUGGAUACUUACAUUUUGAAAUAUUUAGUCUCACAAUGGAUCUGGAGGAAGAAGGGGGCUAAAAUCUAACCACAUGUAAACUGUUGGGUCUGCCAUUAACAUGGAAUAGAUGAUAGUAUUGGCCUUGAUGAUAUUUACAAUUAAAUGCAAGAGUAUCAAUACGACUUGACUCAGCUCCUGCUGGUUCCCCCCCCCCAUCAGUUCAAAGGCUUCUCUGCCACCUUUUUGAUAUGGAGUGACAACUGUCUGGUUCCAUCUUGAUUCAAGCAGAGUAUGUCCCUCUUGUCCAGGCCUGGCUUAUCUCAAAAUAUUCCCCAGUGCCUAACAAAUCCAACCCCUCCUCCUGACACCAAUUUCCGAUUCACACAUGGAGGCUACAUGGCUAAAGCUGUCUGGCUGUCUCUGCACAUGGAACUGGUAGCAUUCAUGAGAAAGCUAUCAUAGAGGUCCUGGCUUCCAACAGCCUGCCUAGCAACUUUUGCUUCUAGGACCCCAAUGGUUAGAUUUGUAUUUGUGGAAUCAUAGAAUCAUAGACUUAGAAGGAACCCCAAUGGUCAAUUGGUCUAACACCCUGCAGUUCAAGAAACACAGCUAAACCCCCCUGCCAAAUGGACAUCCAGCCUCUGUUUAAAAACAUCAAAUUAAAGAGAGCCCACUACCUUCUGAGACAGUCCAUUCCACACUCAACAGCCCACUACCAUCAGAAAGUUCUUCCUAAUGUUUUCUCAGAAUAUCUUUCCUUGUAAUUUGAAUCCAUCAGUUCAUGUCCUCUGGAGGAGCACAAAAAAAGCUUGCUCCAUCUUCCAUGUGACAGCCCUUCAGAUAUUUGUAGAUGGCGAUAAUAUCACCUCUUAGAAUUCACUUGUCCAGCCUAGGCUAAAAGUCUGAGAUAUCAAAUAGUUAAAUAAAUUAAUAAUAAUAAUAAUUUAUUAUUUGUACCCCGCCCAUCUGGCUGGGUUUCCCAGCCACUCUGGGUGGCUUCCAGUCGAGUGUUAAAAGCAAUACAGCAUUAAAUAUUAAAAACUUCCCUAAACAGGGCUGCCUUCAGAUGUCUUUUAAAGAUAAGAUAGCUGCUUAUUUCCUUCACAUCUGAAGGGAGGGCGUUCCACAGGGCAGGUGCCACUACCGAGAAGGCCCUCUGUCUGGUUCCCUGUAACUUCACUUCUCACAAUGAGGGAACCGCCAGAAGGCCCUCGGUGCUGGAUCUCAGUGUCUGGGCUGAACAAUGGGGGUGGAGACGCUCCUUCAGGUAUACAGGACCGAGGCCGUUUAGGGCUUUAAAGGUCAGCACCAACACUUUGAAUUGUGCUCAGAAAUGUACUGGGAGCCAAUGCAGAUCUCUCAGGACCGGUGUUAUGUGGUCCCAGUGGCCACUCCCAGUCACCAGUCUAGCUGCCGCAUUCUGGAUUAAUUGCAGUUUCCGGGUCACCUUCAAAGGUAGCCCCACGUAGAGCACAUUGCAGUAGUCCAAGCAGGAGAUAACUAGAGCAUGCACCACUCUGGCAAGACAGUCCACAGGCAUAUACCAUCUCAUCAUUUGUCUGCUUAACUUGCCCUGAUUAUUUGUCCGCUGGGGGGUCCCUGUAGUUUCUGGAACAGGUUUGGUCGCUUCGUAACAUAGAAGAGAUCUGGAAUAUAGCUCCAGUCUGAUUUAAUAAGUGCCAGUAAUUGCCAAACUAAGCCCAGCAAAACUGCAUUCUGAAUGCAGUCAGCAAAUUUUAUGUAGCAUUAAGUGAUGUUUGACUAGGUCAGUUGACAGUGCUAAAUUAAUGUACACCACUGAGUCUUGUUUUCCACAUGUAUCUAUGUUCAGUGAUUACACCUUGCUAAGUACUGAAAACCUUGACUAAUGAGGGUGUAAAUUAAUGUAUAUUAAAAGCCAACUGUUUAUUCAUCUAUUUAGCUUAACAGUGCAUAGCGGUUACUUUAAAAUCACAACAAAAUACAUGUGUUACUCCCAUUUCUUCCCUUUGGCAGGCGAUAAUAACUAAACCUACUCAAAUUCUGACAGAAUGAAUUGGAAUUAUGGCCUUGCAAAUGGACUAGACAAAUUGGAAAGUAUUAACAGAGGGAGUGAAUGCAGAAUUAUUAAAAAAAUUAUUCCCUUAUGGAUUAUAUACAUUAUAAGCAUGGGGUGCCUUUGGUCAGGUUUCAGGCAGCCACGUUCAUGGAAACAUGACUGACAUCCUCAAUUUUUAAACUAGAAGUACAAUUCUUCAUGUCACAUGGAUUACCAUCAUGCGAAGUGAUUAUAUGCACACCGUGGUAAGAUACCACUUGGCCAACAGUCAUUUAUGUUCACCUUCAAUGUGAGAUUUUUGGAACAAGACAUUGGCUUGCUUCCAGUUGUGAAUGACUUAGCAGAAACUGCUUCUGCUUACAAAAGUCAAGAUAGCCACCGCAUAUUACAGGCCUUGACAUCAUAUCUCAAUCUGUUCCAGAGAGUCUCCCAACUCUCAGUUGCAGCUUUUGGGGAUCAGAGAAUUGUAGAGUUGGAAGGGACCCCCAUGGUCAUCUAGUCCAACCCCCUGCAAUGCAGGAAACCUGCCCACAGCCAUCCCUGGGUGGGCUUGAACCACCAACUUUCUGGUUAACAGCCAAACACACUGACCCAUUGUGCCAUGGGAGAUGGGAGGCUUUGAGUGGAUAGGGGGAUCAGCCAAAACUAAGUGCCCCAGCUUUUAAAAGUGGGUGUGAUUUCCACUAAGGCAAAUAAAUCAUUUAAUGCAAUCUAUUGUUUUUCACUUCAUAUUAAAUUCAAGACAGUGCCAUUAUAGUGAACGGUAGGUAUAUAUGCUAUACCACUGUUUUCAUUUCCAUCUAUUUUUCUUCACUUUCCAUAUAUUAUGCAGAUGCAUUUCUGCAUCACCUGUCUUAAAACAAAUCUCUUUUACAUUUAAAGCUAAUGAAAAUUGAUAUCUUCAUUAGGGACUGUAAAACAAAACAUUUUCUUGUGGCAUUUGGAAUAUGAUUUAACGGCAUUAUCAUAUCUUACGCCUUCUGAGAUGGAAAGUGCCAAGUUGGUAUAUUAAAGUUUUCAUCUCUUUUAGCUAGUGUGCCUAUGUUCCUCCUUUAAAGUCACUACAAAUAAACUACAUUUGCUGUAAAAACCAAGAGGGCACUUUACAGAUGAAACUCACUUCCCUCUAUAGGACUAUACUGUUCAUCAUUUCCUCUGAUUGGUUGAAUCCAGGUAGUGGACAGUUAGACAAAUGCACUGGCAUCAUCUUUUUCCCCCUUUCCCUUUUUAAAAGAGGGGAUGGGACAAAGCAUCUUCAGAUUUCAUAUAGUACACCCAAAUUAUAAGGGGGCCACUUCAGAUAUUUGGCAAUCGUCUUUUAUUUAUAAUUUUUAUUUGGAUAAACAACAAGGACGUAAGUACAGAGUUACAGAGAAGAAACCAACAUGACUACCUCACACAGGUCAAUCCUGGUGCAAUGAAGUCACCCAGCUGACCAGAAAAAAAACAGGUCAAUCUGACCUUUUUCUUUACACUUGCUCACUACUAGAUCUCUGCCACUCCCUACCCUACCAGAGAGCCAGUGUGGUGUAGUGGUUAAGAGCGGUAGUCUCGUAAUCUGGGGAACCGGGUUCGCGUCUUCGCUCCUCCACAUGCAGCUGCUGGGUGACCUUGGGCCAGUCACACUUCUUUGAAGUCUCUCAGCCCCACUCACCUCACAGAGUGUUUGUUGUGGGGGAGGAAGGGAAAGGAGAAUGUUAGCCGCUUUGAGACUCCUUAAAGGGAGUGAAAGGCGGGCUAUCAAAUCCAAACUCUUCUUCUUCUUCUUCUUCCCAUAAAAUCCCAAUAUGGUUGCCAUAAUACUUUGAGUAAUGCCAGUUUUUCUGAUUAAAUAUUAGUGGCAAAAUUUUCCCCUCCAACUGGCCAUGUUGCCUUGAAAUACAAAUGACAUAUUCUAGUUUCUAUUCAAUUAGCUUUUUAGAAAAAGACUUCCUAGCAUAGAUGUCAAUGUUGGUGUUUCUCAAAACUCUUGUUUGUUGCAGAUAAACGUAAUUGGCUCCCAGCUCAAAAUACAUUUGAUGUACUGUCAAGGGAAGAAUCUUUUUGAAAGAUGCACACAAUUAUUCAUUAAGGAAGUUGACUUUGCAGGCCAUAUCUGUUGAUAAGUUUUUCUUAUUUACCUGCAACUGCUUCAAGCUUGGAUGAUGCUAAAGGGGUAGCAUGAUUUUCACUACUCUAUCCUACUUUACUCUCGUAAUGUCUCUGUGCACAGAGAUGGUUCAUAGCACAAUUGCUUCUUGUGCCACUACUGACUUUCCACGGGGGCAGAAAGACUUCAUAUUGGGAGUACCCAGAUCAUUAUCUUGUCCCAUGUUGUUUCCUAUCUACAGACAUUAAUGGGCUGGAACAAUGGGAAACUCUGUGGUGGGCCAUGGAAAUACUAUAUUGUACAUAGUUGAAGCUAUUAAUGUUAGCGCAACUAUUUGCCCUCUAGCUUCCUGGACAUUUGUUAAUCAGCUGAGCAAUAUCUGACAGGAAGAAAUGUCCCUCCAGCUUGCAUUGGCUCUGUUAAGUUGUGGGUCAACAUAUCAGACGACACAGCGAUUCUUCAAACAGCUCUUGUUUAUUCACAGGCCAGAACAGAACUGAACUGAAGGGUUCAGCCAGCCUGCUUAUAUAGAGCUCCACUAGAACGCGACAGUAACCAUUUUCUGUAACUAUCCAAUCACUGAACGUCACUUUCAAUCCCUUAUUUGCAUAUGUGGACCUGAGUGAAAACUAUCUACAGUAUCCCCCUGCUGGCCCAGGGUGAGAACUUCAGUACAUAACAGGCUUUAUGACUUUCAUAUAAAGCAGGGUGAUUUGGAUAGUGCAUGGGGCAAGUGCCUGGGUAUAUGGUGAGGGUUGUGGUGUACACUAUUCCUUGUAUUCACAGUAGGCUUUACUAUUUUUUUCUGAUGCUGAAUUUAUAGUCAUAAUCCAUAUCCAAACAUUUAACAAAUGUUUGUGCUGCUCCUCUCCUUCAUCAUCUCCAAUACCCAGUGUUUUCUUUCUGUAUCAACUUCUGAGACUUUUGUCCACGACAGGCCAUGUCUUGCAUAGGUUACAGUUAAGUUCAUAUUUGCUAGUCUUCUGUCAAGCUGAUGGCAAAUUAUUUGCCCCACCACUACGAUCCUGGCAUCUAUCCCCUUACAUUCCCAGGGCCACUUCAUGCACGACAUUUCGAAUAAACAAUGGAGGAAACCAGUGUGAGUGAAAAAGCAUUAUCUGUUGCUGUGCACAUCAAGAAUCUGUUGUGUGCACUGAGAAUCCACUGCCAAUUGUGGUUUCUCAGUGUGGGUAUGUGAAAUAAAUCAGACUUGUGAUGGUGCGUAACAAUAUAAUCAAGGGCAUUGAGUUGGUCUUAAGAGUCCACACCAUGAAAUAUCAGAGACAUUUGCUUUUGUUUUAGCCAUGCAAGGAUCAAAUGACCUAAAGGCAAAAGGAUUUCUGCCUGUAAUAUUAUGGAAAUCAACAGUUAGGGUGAUAAAGUGAUCUGCCAUCUGUCAAGGCUUGGGCCACCAUGUUUAGAUCAAUCCACACAACCUGUGACUCAUCAAGCACACCCAAACCACUGGUCAUAUACUAUCAGGUGUUUGACAACCACCGACUUUUCUAAUUCCACUGUUAGAAAACAACAAGAGGAGGUUUAUUAAAUAGCUAGUGGCCCACCAUACAUGGCUGGUGAGUUAACUGGGUAGGUCACAAGUUAUGGAAGGCUGAUCUAAAUCAGCAAAGAUAGUCAAAGGAGUCUCCAUAAUAACAGCCUAGACCCAGAGGCCACAAAGACAUACAUUUAGGCUUUACUGUGGGCAAAUUACAGGACAAAUUACAUGGGAACUAGAAAAACUUGUCACCACUUUCUCUUUGGAUGGGAAUAGAGCCUCCCCAAUACUUCAGGAUUAAUAAACUUUUCUCUCUUCUCUCAUAGGAUAAAGAAGUGAACCUGGAACAGGUCCACAGACGUAUGAACAGUUUAAUCGAUGAAGAUUUAGCUCACAAGCAACUCUCCCCAGCAUCCAUCGAAAUCUCAGCCUUGGAGAUUGGGGGCAUGCCACCCAGUCAGACCCUAGAGCCUGUCCGUGAAUACCAGAACACACAACUUUCUGUCACCUCCUUUUUACCAGAACAGACAACUCAUGGUGCCAGCAGGACACUCACAGGUGCCUCUGGUAGCAACCUGCCGCUGCCUCUGAGCAGCUCAGCUACCAUGCCCUCUAUACAGUGUAAACACAGAUCACCAAAUGGAGGACUAUUUCGUCAGAGCCCUGUGAAAACCCCCAUCCCAAUGUCCUUUCAGUCUGUGCCGGGGGGAGUCAUUCCAGAAGCCAUGGAGUCGUCCCAUGGAACAUCCAUAUAAUGAAAUCGACCAGCAAAGAUUUUUAAUACAAUUAAAAAGAACUCUUACAUUUUUCUUGUACAUAUCUGUAAAUAAUGAAAGAAUGAAGUGGGG